AUGUCUGUCCUCUGCCCUACAGAGAAGAAAAGGCGGAAUGUGGAGCUGAUCCCUCUGACGGCGCGGAUGAUCAUGACACACCUUGUGAACCACCUGGGCCACCAUCCCCUCAGCGGUGGCCCCGCCCUCUUACACAGCCUGGUCAGUGAGAACCACGACAACCCCUUUGUGGAGUCAUCAGAGCUCUCCUCGGAGGUGUUCAAGAGCCCCAACCUGCAGCUGUUUGUUUUCAACGACAGCACCCUGGUGUCUUACCUCCAGGUGCCCUCGGAGCCCUCUGGUCCAGGGGAACCCCACGACAACUCCUCCCAGGUACGCGUCAUCGUCAGGGACAUCUCUGGAAAGUACUCCUGGGACGGAGGGGUUCUCUACCGCACCCAAGAUGGAGUCAACCAGAUGCAUCAGGGGAGUGAAGAGUCUUCAAACCACUCCACCACCAAGCCCACCUCGCCCGGGACCUCUGAACGCUCCUACCAUCCAGGCUGCGACUCCCAGUCAGGCUGUGAGGAGGAGGAGGUGGAUGUCCUGGACCAACUCCUGGAGGACCUGGGCUACAGCAGCCCUGAGUGCCUGCCCCAGCUCCGGCUGAGGCUCAACCAGCCAGCCCCCUCUCCCUGCGGGAUGAACCUGGAGCAGGAGAGGGCCAUCGUGGAGGCCAUCCUCAGGCAGACACAGCAGGAGGAGGAGCAGGUGAAGAGGUGGAACGCAGACGUGAGCGUCAAGGCCGCCGGCCAGAGAGAACCCACUCACCAGGAGCCCAAAGCCCCCUUCUACUUCUGCAGGCUGCUACUCAACGACCUGGGCAUGAACUCAUGGGACCACAGGUACAGAGCAGAGCACAACACCUCCACAGCUGUAGACUAGUUAGAAGAAUACCUCACAGAGAGAGAAAAAAAGUCUGGCAUGGCAGGGUGUGGAGUCUGUUAAUCUGCUCUCCACAGGCAACUGUGCCCAACUGUUUUCACUCAGGUCCACCUUGGCAGGUGGCAGGUGCCUUCUGCUGAAUGUGAGGCUCACACCUCUGGGGAAGGAAGCGGAGACCACCUCCAGUAGAUUAUUAAUUUCUCCGAGCCCAAUUUAAACCUCUACACCUGUUACUCCUCAGACCAAAAACCAAACUAAAACAUGAAACUUUCUUAUCCUACUUUCAGUCUGUGUUUUACCAUUCAACAAUAACAGGCCCAAGCUUUGCACUGGUACACUGUGAAGGGCCAUCUGGCUGAUCAUUUAACAAUUCUAAUAAUUGUCAAUGGAUGCAUUCAAGUUCAAUUUUGUUUAUUCCUUUUCAGGAAAAGCUUUCAUCUCCUGAAGAAGAACUCCAAGCUCUUGAGAGAACUGAAGAAUUUGGAUUCCAGACAGUGGUAUGUUCUUACACACCCAUUAUUUAGGGCCUCUUCAGCACACACUGUAUCCCUAGAUAACAUUGGUAUAAAUGAUGUGCUUCUUGUUCGGUAUUUUAAAAAAAUGAAUUUACUGAAUGAUGUAUCAUAGUCUUUCAUUUCUAAUGAAGACCUUUUUAAUAAACCAACCUAGAUUUCAGCUGGGUAUAUUCUAGUUAAGCCUGCAUUCCAUAUCAGUCAUUACUCUGAACCUAAGCCCACUAAUGAAGCUUCCCUUCCUCUAAAUCAUUAAAGAUCACACUCUCAAGGCGACAUGUAUUAAAACAGCUCCACGCUUUCCUCCUCCUCUCCUCCUAAUCCACACCAUCUCAGGCUGGUCACAGCUCGGCAGCACUCACACACUCGCACACAGCGAUCAAUAGGCACUCCACACUGCUAAUGACUGGGGCUUAUUAAAGAAUACCCCCAGGAUUGGGCAUCAUUCUGCCAGGCCAGCGAGCAUACCUGGGCCGCUCAUGGCAACCUGUGUCGAAACAUGCAAAAUGCCCCCAAUUUAACACAGAGCCACGCGCCACACUGGCAACAAUGAAGCACAUGGGUGGAACUCUGUCUGCUCUUGUUUUGUUUGUCACAUGAGGUGGGGGAUAUGAGGAAAGUAAACACACACACAUACUAUUGUGUACUCACUCUGACACACACACACACACGCUGCUCGCUCUAAUAUUAGACCAUGUUAGCUACGACUAUUUUGCACAGUGUUGUGUGGAGGUGUACGUUUGGAGGUGUGUAGUUCACAUUUCAGAGCACGCUCAUCUUAACUGGGCUGAGUGGGGAGUAGGGAUGUGCAACGAUAUUGAAAUAUUUGAAUACUGAAAAAGAAAAUGUAUAGGCCUAUUUUAACACAAAGGCUUUUUCUAAAUUAAAUUAAAAUAUCCAUGUGAUAUUGUUACAUACAAGGAUAUACCAUGACAUUUCAAUUAAUUAAUUUAAUGAAACCAAUAACGUUUCAAUGUUGAUUUUAUGAUGUUUGCCCCAUUAAAACGACUGGUUGCCUUCAUGUGCAGUUUGUUUAUGUUUGCUAAGCAAAGCGGCAAAGAGCCUCCAUGUGUAGUGAUUUCAGUGCAAUUACGGAAUGAAAAGUUAGCAAAAUGAGAAGGAGUAGGCUACAACCAGCAACCAUCUGAAUGGGGUUGGGUUAUAUGGAGUGAUAAAUAACAUUGUGGCUGCUACAAGUUAGCUAGUCUUGGCUGUAGCCGAGUAGCGUCGCUCUCUCCGCCUCCAUCUGCUCGCUCCCAUCUCACCAGCCGCUCCACAGCUGCGGCGAUAGAGCGCCAGCCUCGCGCAGCAGUGCUCAUGUUAAAAACGUACGUUUAGAAAACCACAUGUAUUACAAAUAUCCAGAUAUCCGACAAAAAUGAAUGAUACUAUUCAAAUAGUGAAAUGAUUUCAAACCCCUAUCCCCACAGUGUAACUGCAUUAGGUUCAUUGUUCUAACAACAGAUCUUGUGUGUUUGUCUUACAGCAGGGAGACGCACAAGAUUGCUGUGUUCUACAUCGGAGAGGGUCAGGAGGAUAAGUGCUCCAUCCUGUCCAACAGCACAGGCAGCCAGGCCUACGAAGACUUUGUGUCAGGCCUGGGAUGGGAGGUACAGAAAACACACACCCCUGCAGUAUCUCUCUUACAGUGGGGGAAAAAAGUAUUUAGUCAGCCACCAAUUGUGCAAGUUCUCCCACUUAAAAAGAUGAGAGAGGCCUGUAAUUUUCAUCAUAGGUACAUGUCAACUAUGACAGACAAAUUGAGAAAAAUAAAUCCAGAAAAUCACAUUGUAGGAUUUUUAAUGAAUUUAUUUGCAAAUUAUGGUGGAAAAUAAGUAUUUGGUCACCUACAAACAAGCAAGAUUUCUGGCUCUCACAGACCUGUAACUGUCCUCCACUCGUUACCUGUAUUAAUGGCACCUGUUUGCACUUGUUAUCAGUAUAAAAGACACCUGUCCACAACCUCAAACAGUCACACUCCAAACUCCACUAUGGCCAAGACCAAAGAGCUGUCAAAGGACACCAGAAACAAAAUUGUAGACCUGCACCAGGCUGGGAAGACUGAAUCUGCAAUAGGUAAGCAGCUUGGUUUGAAGAAAUCAACUGUGGGAGCAAUUAUUAGGAAAUGGAAGACAUACAAGACCACUGAUAAUCUCCCUCGAUCUGGGGCUCCACGCAAGAUCUCACCCCGUGGGGUCAAAAUGAUCACAAGAACGGUGAGCAAAAAUCCCAGAACCAUACGGGGGAACCUAGUGAAUGACCUGCAGAGAGCUGGGACCAAAGUAACAAAGCCUACCAUCAGUAACACACUACGCCGCCAGGGACUCAAAUCCUGCAGUGCCAGACGUGUCCCCCUGCUUAAGCCAGUACAUGUCCAGGCCCGUCUGAAGUUUGCUAGAGUGCAUUUGGAUGAUCCAGAAGAGGAUUGGGAGAAUGUCAUAUGGUCAGAUGAAACCAAAAUAGAACUUUUUGGUAAAAGCUCAACUUGUCGUGUUUGGAGGACAAAGAAUGCUGAGUUGCAUCCAAAGAACACCAUACCAACUGUGAAGCAUGGGGGUGGAAACAUCAUGCUUUGGGGCUGUUUUUCUGCAAAGGGACCAGGACGACUGAUCCGUGUAAAGGAAAGAAUGAAUUGGCCAUGUAUCGUGAAUUGGCCAUGUAUCGUGAGAUUUUGAGUGAAAACCUCCUUCCAUCAGCAAGGGCAUUGAAGAUGAAACGUGGCUGGGUCUUUCAGCAUGACAAUGAUCCCAAACACACCGCCCGGGCAACGAAGGAGUGGCUUCGUAAGAAGCAUUUCAAGGUCCUGGAGUGGCCUAGCCAGUCUCCAGAUCUCAACCCCAUAGAAAAUCUUUGGAGGGAGUUGAAAGUCCGUGUUGCCCAGCGACAGCCCAAAAACAUCACUGCUCUAGAGGAGAUCUGCAUGGAGGAAUGGGCCAAAAUACCAGCAACAGUGUGUGAAAACCUUGUGAAAACUUACAGAAAACGUUUGACCUGUGUCAUUGCCAACAAAGGGUAUAUAACAAAGUAUUUUUAAACGUUUGUUAUUGACCAAAUACUUAUUUUCCACCAUAAUUUGCAAAUAAAUUCAUUAAAAAUCCUACAAUGUGAUUUUCUGGAUUUUUUUCUUCUAAUUUUGUCUGUCAUAGUUGACGUGUACCUAUGAUGAAAAUUACAGGCCUCUCAUCUUUUUAAGUGGGAGAACUUGCACAAUUGGUGGCUGACUAAAUACUUUUUUUCUCCACUGUAUCUCACACGCACACUGACAUCACACUCUCCUAACCGUGUUGUGUGUCUGUGGUUUCUGUCAGGUUGAUCUAGCCACACACUGUGGCUUCAUGGGAGGGCUUCAGAGGAACGGCAGCACAGGACACACUGCUCCGUACUACGCUACCUCCACGGUGGAAGUCAUCUUGCAUGUGUCCACACGCAUGCCGUCUAACUCUGACGACUGCCUCACCAAAAAGGUACUAUUGCUCCCUCUAGAUCAAAGAAGGGAACGUCAGAAAAGCCUGCAAAAGGGAAGACAAUCAACAACCAAAACUUGUUUGUUGGUUUGCCAUUGACUGAAAAAGCUCCUUAACCUACACUGUGUUAAUACCUGUCACUACACUAAUAAUGUAGCAAGGUCCACGGUCCUUCAAACAACGUAAUGUCUGCAUACAAAACACAGUGUAUACAGAGGGAAAUGGCCUCAGAGCCGUGCCCUGUCUAUCAGUGUGCUGUCUUAGCUCUUCACUCUGUCCGAAACUGAGGUCAGGUGGUGUGACUCCUGGGUUCUGGCACUGACUAGUAAGCCUGGGAAGGCCUGAGGAGUAGAGAGAGGAGCAGGCGUGUAAGAAGGGGCAUGUGUGGUUACGGUAAUGACCGUGAUUCCCGGACCUGUUUACCCCCCCUUCCCUGGGUGCUGUGACCGGGGCCCAGAUUCAGCCAUUAGCUGUCCCUGGCAGUGCAGGCGCCGGGCAGAUGCCGGCAGGACGUUUUUAUCCCAUUCCGGCCGUGACGGCGGGAGCGAUCGAUGGCUGUUUCCCUGGCUGUAGCAGACCAGCAGCAGUUAGCAUGGAGAAAUGAGCCGCGAGGCCCCUGCCCAAGCAGCCAGUCUUCUCAUAUGGUGUCCCACGGAGAGAGGAAAUUCAUCAGGCCAUCCUCAUAUACCUCCCCCCCCCCCCCCCCCCCCCCCCCCACACCAUCACCAUGUCUGCCCCUCUCCCCCUAAAAAACAGCCCUGCACCAACCCCAUACUGAACCUGUGCUCAGCGGCUGCGGAAAUUCGUUUGAUUUUGGCUAGCUGGUGUGAGGCGCUGGAGGGGCGGCCCAGCUUUGGCUGGAGUGUGCCUUCAGCCCGCUUCGAUUCAUUUGACUGGGAGCCCCUGUAAUUGCACUCCUCUCUUCCCAGAACCCUGCGCUAGCCAAAGGCAAGACAGAAAUUGGCAGCUCGGCGGCGCGUGUGGAGGCUAACGGGGGUGGGAGGGAGGGGGAUGAAAAAGAGGCUGUAUCAGCGUCCAGGCAGGAAGUUUCUUUGUCAAUUUACAAAUAAAACAUUCAGCCUCGCCGACCGCCUGCUCUUAAAUGCAUACUGUGUGUUGGGCAACGCUUUCGCUGGCCAGAUUGUCUAUCUGAGGGAAAGAGGGAUGAAAGGCCCCCAGUUACACUAAAAAGGAAAACGGGAAAAAACAUAAAUUCCUCCAAUCCAAUUGUGGGCUUGAGGGCAGAGUGGUGCAGCGCCCAGCAGCAGCAGCUGGCUGUAGUAAUGUGGUUAUAGGAGUGAGGUGGGGGUCAGGCCAUGUAGGGUCCUAAUGUCAGAGCGAGGGGCGCCCGGCCAGCCCCACACUCACAACCAGCACCAGGGCUUAACUGAGCUCUGUGUUUUUAGAAGGGAGCACUUGUGCUGCUGAGAGGCCUGCUGUGUGUUAGUGUGGAUGGGAGGUCAUUGAGGGCUAAUUGGACAAGGGCCUUUGACUGAAGCCACGCACAGGAGUGAUUCUAGUGCCACACAUAGCUACAGUACUGUGUAGUAGGGACAGGGAUGUCAUUCUUCCUGCCUUUCUCACAUCCUCCUCUAUUCAUAUAUCAUUGAAAUCGACCUACCCACAAACCACUAUCCUCCUUUCCCUGACGUUCCAUGUUCUCCUGACUCCUAAUCACAUCCCCUAGUCUUGGAGAGCUUGGUGCAGGAGACGACAGAGACAUUAGCAUUUACCCAGACAGUCCUGCCUCUUGGUUCAAAUCAUUCAAUGUACACUGAACAAAAAUAUAAACGCAACAUGCAACAAUCAUUUUACUGAGUUACAGUUCAUAUAAGGAAAUCAGUCAAUUGAAAUAAAUUCAUUAGGCCCUAAUCUAUGGUUUCACAUGACUGGGAAUACAGAUAUGCAUCUGUUGGUCACAGAUACCUUCAAAGAAAUGGGCCUCAGGAUCUCGUCACGGUAUUUCUGUGCAUUCAACUUGUCAUUGAUAAAAUGCAAUUGUGUUCGUUGUCCAUAGCUUAUGCCUGUCCUUUGAAUAACCCCACCGUCACCAUGGGGCACUCUGUUCACAACGUUGACAUCAGCAAACGGCUCACCCACAGGAGAGAAAUGAGAACAUUAAAUUAUCUGCCAACAGCUCUGGUGGACAUUCCUGCAGUCAGCAUAACAAUUGCACGCUCCCUCAAAACAUGAGACAUCUGUGGCAUUGUGUUGUGUGACAAAACUGCACAUUUUAGAGUGGCCUUUUAUUGUCCCCAGCACAACGUGCACCUGUGUAAUGAUCAUGAUGUUUAAUUAGCUUCUUGAUAUGCCACACCUGCCAGGUGGCUGGAUUAUCUUGGCAAAGGACAAAUACUCACUAACAUUUACAUUUUAGUCAUUUAGCAGACGCUCUUAUCCAGAGCGACUUACAGUUAGUGAGUGCAUACAUUCUUUUUUUUUUUUUCAUACUGGCCCCCCGUGGGAAUCGAACCCACAACCCUGGCGUUGGAAACGCCAUGCUCUACCAACUGAGCUACAUCCCUGCCAACAGGGAUGUGAACACAUUUUUGCACAACAUUUGAGAGAAAUAAGCUUUUUGUGCGUAUGGAAGAUGUCUGUAAUCUUUUAUUUCAGCUCAUGAAACAUGGGACCAACACUUUACAUGUUGUGUUUAUAUUUUUGUUCAGUGUAAUAUUCAAAUGUUAAUUAAAAUCCUUAUGAUUUUUGUGGGCAACCUCGACAUGCAUAUUCAACAUUCUUGGUUAAUUUGUGACCGUGUCUGUCUGACCUGCACUGGUGCCAUUGAUCCUUGUACAGAUGAGAUGAACCAGUGAGCACAAUGUUUAAUCAGCGAGUUGUGGAUUUGUUUAACAUUAUGCCAUUACCAUAAUUAAGGGCUUAUAAUAAUGUGCUAAUUGCAUUUUUUUGGGUGGUGAGGGCAUGUUUUCUUAAUGGCUCAUUAGACCCAAGUACAUUGGCAGAUGUUUUCCUCCUCUCUGUCAGUCAGUGAGGAGGCCCAGCCUUGAUGUUGCCACAUAAUCAGGGACAGGAGUUUUUUUCUAACCUCGUCACCUGAUGAGGAAAAACUCUGUGCCCUUACUAGGCCCAGUUUAUCCUUAUCUAGGUCACGUGGUCAUGAACAAAAACAGGUUUCCCCAUUAUUGAUGGGUAAAGGCCAGUGAGGUUGGAAUGGCCGCCCUUAACCCAUCACUCAAUGUCCACGUCAGCCACAAUACUGAGGGAAGACUGUUCUUUCACUUCCCCUCUGCCUUGGUUGAAAAAGAGUGCUACAUUAACUAUCUGCCAAUUUCCUGUCAUUUGUGUAAUUUCUGUCCUGACUUCAUUUGUAUUUAUGAAUAGAACAUGGAAAUUUGAUGCAAUUUUAUGUCUUUGUAAAGUUAAUUUCAAUGAUUGGUUUUAAAAUGCUCAAUUUGAUGUUUUUGUUGUUGUUUGAAUUUCCAGUGGAAGUUCAAAUUAUAAGAUGCUUUGUCACAAAACCCAGAGCGGUGGUAAUAGCUAACAUAUAUUAAAACCUUUUUAUAGGAAUAACUAUUUUUUUUCUGACCGUUGUGGGCGCCGUAGCGAUGUCUAAACCCUGUGAUUUGUUCUGGUGCAGCUGCGUCACCUGGGAAACGACGAGGUUCACAUAGUGUGGUCGGAGCACAGCAGGGACUACCGCCGCGGCAUCAUCCCCACUGACUUUGGAGAUGUGCUGAUCAUCGUGUACCCCAUGAAGAACCACAUGUUCUUCAUCCAGAUCAUGAAGAAACCACAGGUACUGCUGCUACAGAUCAGCUGGCUGGCUCAAAACCUAAAUGGCUUUUGGGGCUUGUUUUUGCACUUGCUUGAUUAUUUUCCACUAAAUGUAUGUGUGUAAUGGAUACACUAUUUUACUUACUGUCUUUUUAGCAUUAAACAAAUAUAAUAGGACUCCUUCACCAUUUCCCUGCUUCAGCAUAUCCAACUCUUUGUUUGGAAAAAGGUAUCAGCUGUCUGAUCUUCACUUAGAGAACCCCUCUCCUUAUUCAUGGCCCUUGAGACUGCCUUGUUGGUUGAGUGGAUUACCGGUUUGUCUGUCUGCCUGCCUAUGUGACUCUGAGAUGGACGCUCCAAUGCCCUCCUCUUCUACUCCAGUCCAUUACCCUCACUGUGGGUAUGUGCUCUGAGGCAGUCAGUGUCGCUCAGCUAGCUUUCAUCUUGGUUCUGAGCCACUGCACACAGAGCUCUGGAUCGACUGACUGGCUGGGUCAAAGAGUACCGGUCACAAUGUAACCAUCAACAGGCUGUGUUAUAAUAUACAGUGCCUUCAGAAAGUAUUCACACCCCUUGACUUUUUCCAAAACAGUUUGUGUUACAAAGUAGGAUUAACAUUUAUUGAAUUAUCCUUUUUUGGCAAAGAUUUACACAAAAUACUCUAAUGUCAAAGUGGAAGAAAAAUGUGGACAUUUGUAAAUAUAUAUAUAUAUUCCAAAACAGUUUGUGUUACAAAGUAGGAUUAACAUUUAUUGAAUUAUCCUUUUUUGGCAAAGAUUUACACAAAAUACUCUAAUGUCAAAGUGGAAGAAAAAUGUGGACAUUUGUAAAUAUAUAUAUAUAUAUGAAAUGAUCAGUCUAUAAUUUUAAUGGUAGGUUUAUUUGAACAGUGAGAGACAGAAUAACAACAACAAAAUCCAGAAAGAUGCAUGUCAAAAAUGUUAUAAAUUGAUCAAUCAGAAAGAUUUCUGGCUCCCAGGUGUCUUUUAUACAGGUAACGAGCUGAGAUUAGGAGCACACUCUUAAAGGGAGUGCUCCUAAUCUGAGCUUGUUACCUGUAUGAAAGACACCUGUCCUCAGAAGCAAUCAAUCAGAUUCCAAACUCUCCACCAUGGCCAAGACCAAAGAGCUCUCCAAGGAUGUCGGGGACAAGAUUGUAGACCUACACAAGGCUGGAAUGGGCUACAAGACCAUCGCCAAGCAGCUUGGUGAGAAGGUUCCAACAGUUGGUGCGAUUAUUCGCAAAUGGAAGAAACACAAAAUAACUGUAAAUCUCCCUCGGCCUGGGGCUCCAUGCAAGAUCUCACCUCGUGGAGUUGCAAUGAUCAUGAGAACGGUGAGGAAUCAGCCCAGAACUACAGCUGGGACCAUAGUCACCAAGAAAACAAUUGGUAACACACUACGCCGUGAAGGACUGAAAUCCUGCAGUGCCCGCAAGGUCCCCCUGCUCAAGAAAGCACAUAUACAUGCCCGUCUGAAGUUUGCCAAUGAACAUCUGAAUGAUUCAGAGGAGAACUGGGUGAAAGUGUUGUGGUCAGAUGAGAUUAAAAUGGAGCUCUUUGGCAUCAACAUUUACAUUUACAUUUUUAGUCAUUUAGCAGACGCUCUUAUCCAGAGCGACUUACAUUUAUUUUUUUAUUUUUUUAUACUGGCCCCCUGUGGGAAUCGAACCCACAACCCUGGCGUUGCAAACGCCAUGCUCUAUCAACUGAGCUACAUCCCUGCCGGCCAUUCCCCCCCCUACCCUGGACGACGCUGGGCCAAUUGUGCGCCGCCCUUGAGUCUCCCGGUCGCGGCAGGCUGCGACAGAGCCUGGAUCAACUCAACUCGCCGUGUUUGGAGGAGGAGGAAUGCUGCCUAUGACCCCAAGAACACCAUCCCCACCGUUAAACAUGAAGGUGGAAACAUUAUGCUUUGGGGGGUUUUCUGCUAAUGGGACAGGACAACUUAACCGCAUCAAAGGGACGAUGGACAGGGCCAUGUACCGUCAAAUCUUGGGUGAGAACCUCCUUCCCUCAGCCAGGGUUGAAAAUGGUUCGUGGAUGGGUAUUCCAGCAUGACAAUGACCCAAAACACACAGCCAAGGCAACAAAGGAGUGGCUCAAGAAGAAACACAUUAAGGUCCUGGAGUGGCCUAGCCAGUCUCCAGACCUUAAUCCCAUAGAAAAUCUGUGGAGGGAGCUGAAGGUUCGAGUUGCCAAAUGUCAGCCUCGUAACCUUAAUGACGUGGAGAAGAUCUGCAAAGAGGAGUGGGACAAAAUCCCUCCUGAGAUGUGUGCAAACCUGGUGGCCAACUACAAGAAAUGUCUGACCUCUGUGAUUGCCAACAAGGGUUUUGCCACCAAGUACUAAGUAAUGUUUUGCAUAGGGGUCAAAUACUUAUUUCCCUCAUUAAAAUGCAAAUCAAUUCAUAACAUUUUAGACAUGUGUUUUUCUGGAUUUUUGUUGUUGUUAUUCUGUCUCUCACUGUUCAAAUAAACCUACCAUUCAAAUGAUAGACUGAUCAUUUCUUUGUCAGUGGGCAAACAUACAAAAUCAGCAGGGGAUCAAAUACUUUUUUCCCUCAUUUUUCAUAUAUAUAUAUAUAUAUAUAUAUACACUGCUCAAAAAAAUAAAGGGACACACACUUAAACAACACAUCCUAGAUCUGAAUGAAUGAAAUAAUCUUAUUAAAUACUUUUUAAUAUGCUGACAACAAAAUCACACAAAAAUUAUCAGUGGAAAUCAAAUGUAUCAACCCAUGGAGGUCUGGAUUUGGAGUCACCCUCAAAAUUAAAGUGGAAAACCACACUACAGGCUGAUCCAACUUUGAUGUAAUGUCCUUAAAACAAGUCAAAAUGAGGCUCAGUAGUGUGUGUGGCCUCCACGUGCCUGUAUGACCUCCCUACAACGCCUGGGCAUGCUCCUGAUGAGGUGGCGGAUGGUCUCCUGAGGGAUCUCCUCCCAGACCUGGACUAAAGCAUCCGCCAACUCCUGGACAGUCUGUGGUGCAACGUGGCGCUGGUGGAUGGAGCGAGACAUGAUGUCCCAGUUGUGCUCAAUUGGAUUCAGGUCUGGGGAACGGGCGGGCCAGUCCAUAGCAUCAAUGCCUUCCUCUUGCAGGAACUGCUGACACACUCCAGCCACAUGAGGUCUAGCAUUGUCUUGUAUUAGGAGGAACCCAGGGCCAACCGCACCAGCAUAUGGUCUCACAAGGGGUCUGAGGAUCUCAUCUCGGUACCUAAUGGCAGUCAGGCUACCUCUGGCGAGCACAUGGAGGGCUGUGCGGCCCCCCAAAGAAAUGCCACCCCACACCAUGACUGACCCACCGCCAAACCGGUCAUGCUGGAGGAUGUUGCAGGCAGCAGAACGUUCUCCACGGCAUCUCCAGACUCUGUCACGUCUGUCACAUGUGCUCAGUGUGAACCUGCUUUCAUCUGUGAAGAGCACAGGGCGCCAGUGGCGAAUUUGCCAAUCUUGGUGUUCUCUGGCAAAUGCCAAACGUCCUGCACGGUGUUGGGCUGUAAGCACAACCCCCACCUGUGGACGUCGGGCCCUCAAACCACCCUCAUGGAGUCUGUUUCUGACCGUUUGAGCAGACACAUGCACAUUUGUGGCCUGCUGGAGGUCAUUUUGCAGGGCUCUGGCAGUGCUCAUCCUGCUCCUCCUUGCACAAAGGCGGAGGUAGCGGUCCUGCUGCUGGGUUGUUGCCCUCCUACGGCCUCCUCCACGUCUCCUGAUGUACUGGCCUAUCUCCUGGUAGCGCCUCCAUGCUCUGGACACUACGCUGACAGACACAGCAAACCUUCUUGCCACAGCUCGCAUUGAUGUGCCAUCCUGGAUGAGCUGCACUACCUGGGCCACUUGUGUGGGUUGUAGACUCCAUCUCAUGCUACCACUAGAGUGAAAGCACCGCCAGCAUUCAAAAGUGACCAAAACAUCAGCCAGGAAGCAUAGGAACUGAAAAGUGGUCUGUGGUCACCACCUGCAGAACCACUUCUUUAUUGGGGGUGUCUUGCUAAUUGCCUAUAAUUUCCACCUGUUGUCUAUUCCAUUUGCACAACAGCAUGUGACAUUUAUUGUCAAUCAGUGUUGCUUCCUAAGUGGACAGUUUGAUUUCACAGAAGUGUGAUUGACUUGAAGUAAUGAUGGACUGUCAUUUCUCUUUGCUUAUUUGAGCUGUUCUUGCCAUAAUAUGGACUUGGUCUUUUACCAAAUAGGUCUAUCUUCUGUAUACCAACCCUACCUUGUCACAACACAACUGAUUGGCUCAAACGUGUUAAGAAGGAAAGAAAUACCACAAAUUAACUUUUAAGAAGGCACACCUGUUAAUUGAAAUGCAUUCCAGGUGACUACCUCAUAAAGCUGGUUGAGAGAAUGCCAAGAGUGUGCAAAGCUGUCAUCAAGGCGAAGGGUGGCUACUUUGAAGAAUCUAAAAUCUAAAAUAUAUUUUGUUUUGUUUAACACUUCUUUGGUUACUACAUAAUUCCAUAUGUGUUUUUUCAUAGUUUUGAUGUCUUCACUAUUAUUCUACAAUAUAGAAAAUAGUUUUAAAAAUUAAAGAAAAACCCUUGAACGAGUAGGUAUGUCCAGACUUUUGACUGGUACUGUGUGUGUGUGUGUGUGUGUGUGUGUGUGUGUGUGUGUGUGUGUGUGUGUGUGUGUGUGUGUGUGCACGUACGUACAGUGGGGAGAACAAGUAUUUGAUACACUGCCAAUUUUGCAGGUUUUCCUACUUACAAAGCAUGUAGAGGUCUGUAAUUUUUAUCAUAGGUACACUUCAACUGUGAGAGACGGAAUAUAAAACAAAAAUCCAGAAAAUCACAUUGUAUGAUUUUUAAGUAAUUAAUUUUCAUUUUAUUGCAUGACAUAAGUAUUUGAUACAUCAGAAAAGCCGAACUUAAUAUUUGGUACAGAAACCUUUAUUUGCAAUUACAGAGAUCAUACGUUUCCUGUAGGUCUUGACCAGGUUUGCACACACUGCAGCAGGGAUUUUGGCCCACUCCUCCAUACAGACCUUCUCCAGAUCCUUCAGGUUUCGGGGUUGUCGCUGGGCAAUACAGACUUUCAGCUCCCUCCAAAGAUGUUCUAUUGGGUUCAUGUCUGGCUAGGCCACUCCAGGACCUUGAGAUGCUUCUUACGGAGCCACUCCUUAGUUGCCCUGGCUGUGUGUUUCGGGUCGUUGUCAUGCUGGAAGACCCAGCCACGACCCAUCUUCAAUGCUCUUACUGAGGGAAGGAGGUUGUUGGCCAAGAUCUCGCGAUACAUGGCCCCAUCCAUCCUCCCCUCAAUACGGUGCAGUCGUCCUGUCCCCUUUGCAGAAAAGCAUCCCCAAAGAAUUAUGUUUCCACCUCCAUGCUUCACGGUUGGAAUGGUAUUCUUGGGGUUGUACUCAUUCUUCUUCUUCCUCCAAACACGGCGAGUGGAGUUUAGACCAAAAAGCUCUAUUUUUGUCUCAUCAGACCACAUGACCUUCUCCCAUUCCUCCUCUGGAUCAUCCAGAUGGUCAAUUGCAAACUUCAGACGGGCCUGGACAUGCGCUGGCUUGAGCAGGGUGACCUUGCGUGCGCUGCAGGAUUUUAAUCCAUGACGGCGUAGUGUGUUACUAAUGGUUUUCUUUGAGACUGUGGUCCCAGCUCUCUUCAGGUCAUUGACCAGGUCCUGCCGUGUAGUUCUGGGCUGAUCCCUCACCUUCCUCAUGAUCAUUGAUGCCCCACGAGGUGAGAUCUUGCAUGGAGCCCCAGACCGAGGGUGAUUGACCGUCAUCUUGAACUUCUUCCAUUUUCUAAUAAUUGCGCCAACAGUUGUUGCCUUCUCACCAAGCUGCUUGCCUAUUGUCCUGUAGCCCAUCCCAGCCUUGUGCAGGUCUACAAUUUUAUCCCUGAUGUCCUUACACAGCUCUCUGGUCUUGGCCAUUGUGGAGAGGUUGGAGUCUGUUUGAUUGAGUGUGUGGACAGGUGUCUUUUAUACAGGUAAUGAGUUCAAACAGGUGCAGUUAAUACAGGUAAUGAGUGGAGAACAGGAGGGCUUAAAGAAAAACGAACAGGUCUGUGAUAGCCGGAAUUCUUACUGGUUGGUAGGUGAUCAAAUACUUAUGUCAUGCAAUAAAAUGCAAAUGAAUUACUUAAAAAUCAUACAAUGUGAUUUUCUGGAUUUUUGUUUUAGAUUCUGUCUCUCACAGUUGAAGUGUACCCAUGAUAAAAAUUACAGACCUCUACAUGCUUUGUAAGUAGGAAAACCUGCAAAAUCGGCAGUGUAUCAAAUACUUGUUCUCCCCACUGUAUGUAUGUAUAUGUGUGUGUAUAUAUAUAAUAUGAAAAAUCAAGCACUAAUAUAUCUUGAUUUAGAUAACUAUUCAACCCCCUGAGUCAAUACAUGUUAGAAUCACCUUUGGCAACGAUUACAGCUGUAAGUCUCUAAGAGCUUUCCCCACCUGGAUUGUGCAACAUUUUCCCAUUAUACUUUCCAACAUUCUUCAAGCUCUGUCAAAUUGGUUGUUGAUCAUUGCUAGUCAACCAUUUUCAGGUCUUGCCAUAGAUUUUCAAGCAGAUUUAAGUAAAAACUAUUACUGGGCCACUCAGGAACAUUCACUGUCUUCUUGGUAAGCAACUAAAUUGUAGAUAUUACCUAGUUAUUGUCCUGCUGAAAGGUUAACUAAUCUCCCAGUUUCUGGUGGAAAGCAGACUGAACCAGGUUUUCCUGUAGGAUUUUGCCUGUGCUUAGCUCCAUUUUAUUUCUUUUUUAUCCUGAAAAACUCCUCAAUCCUUAAUGAUUACAAGCAUACCCAUAACAUGAUGCAGCCACCGCUAUGCUUGAAAAUAUGGAGAGUGGUACUCAGUAAUGUGUUAUAUGUUUGGGGCAAAUCCAAUAACACUUUGCAUUCAGGACAAAAAGGGAAUUGCUUUGCCACAUUUUUUUGCAGCAUUACUUUAGCGCCUUGUUGCAAACAGGAUGCAUGUUUUGGAAUACUUAAAAAAUGCACAGGCUUCCUUCUUUACACUCUGUUAAUUAGGUUUGUAUUCUGGAGUAACUACAAUGUUGUUGAUCCAUCCUCCGCUUUCUCUUAUCACACCCAUUAAACUCUGUAACUGUUUUGGCCUCAUGGUGAAAUUCCAGAGCGGUUUCCUUCCUCUCCAGCAACUGAGUUAGGAAGGACGCCUGUAUCUUUGUAUUGACUGGGUGUAUUGAUACACCAUCCAAAUGGUAAUUUAUAAAUUAAACACGCUCAAAGGGAUAUUCAAUGUCUGCUUUUUUUAUUUUUACCUAUCUACCAAUAGGUGCCCUUCUUUGCGAGGCAUUGGAAAACCUCCCUGGUCUUUGUGGUUGAAUCUGUAUUUUGAAAUUCAGUGCUCGACUGAGGGACCUUACAGAUCAUUGUAUGUGUGGGGUACAGAGAUGACGUAGUCAUUUAAAAAUCAUGUGACUUGUUAAGCACAUUUUUACUUUUGAACUUAUUUAGGCUUGCCAUAUCAAAGGGGUUGAGUACUUAUUGACUCAAGACAUUUCAGCUUUACAUUUUUUAUUAAUUUAUAAAAGUUUCAAAAAACAAUUCCACAAGACAUUAUGGGGUAUUGUGUGUAGGCCAGUGAUGACAAAAUCUCAAUUUAAUCCAUUUUAAAUUCAGGCUGAAAAACAACAAAAUGUGGAAAAAUUCAAGGGGUGUGAAUAUUUUCUUAAGGCACUGUAUACUUAGAUUGGUAGACUCUAAUAUUUGUACUAAAUGUGACCAAAAAAACCAAUAGGAUGUCUGUCACUGGGACUUUUCCUCAUAUGUCAGAUCUAUAAGAAAACCUCACACAAUACCUCCAGUCUCUUCUAAAGAGGGGAAAAGAGACUUGUCGGCCAAACGAGGGGCUUUGGUGUGUUGGAGCAAAAGAUGGGGCCAGAAUGCAUGGCAGCUUUUUCAUUCCACUGACCUGCCAGCAGGACUCUGCCAACCUGGUGAUGAUGCCCACUGCCCAUAGCCCUCUGUCUGGCCAUCCACCUAGGCCUCCUCCCAAUAUCCACACAGACUGACAGAAAGACAUCACCAACAACCACCCAGUCUGCAGCCCAAACCUCCACCAUAGAAUCCUAAGGCCCCCAUUACUCAGACCCUUUCUCGUUCUUAUUCUAUGGUGUUUUAGAGCUUCAUUGUCCUGAGUUGACCUCUAGAAAUUAGGCAAAAAAAAAUUUUUUUACACCAGUAGAGAUUGAAUGGGCUAGCUGUCAGUUUGAAGUGUUCUCUAAUUAUUGAAGUGGAUGGACUGUCUGUAUAAUGAGCUAUGCCAUGUCGAGUAGACAGCAGGACUUAUGGAGAGGCUCUGACACUCACGUCACAUUCCAGGUCAACGAUCAUUCAACUCACCAGAUUUAAGAUCUCCCCAAAACGCAUGAACAGACGCAUGUGUCACGCGCACACACACACGCUGCUCUCAAACACAGAUAGCUCCCACUGUAUUUGUUCAAUCAAAGUAUUUUCUCCAGUGUUGAUUUGCAUUAGAUGUGUGUGUGAUUGCUAUGCUAAAUAAGAACAAAACUUAGUUCUAAAUCACUCAAACCUGAAUCUAACCCUGUGCCAAUAUUAGAUGUUGGGCUGGGAAUUGCCAGGGACCUUUCGACAAAGAAUCCUCCAUUUGCAGCAAUUACAGCAUUGCAGACCUUUGGCAUUCUAGUUGUCAAUUUGUUGAGGUAAUCUGAAGAUAUUUCACCACAUGCUUCCUGAAGUACCUCCCACAAGUUGGAUUGGCUUGAUGGGCACUUCUUACGUACCAUACGGUCAAGCUGCUCCCACAACAGCUCAAUAGGGUUGAGAUUCGGUGACUGUGCUGGCCGCUCCAUUAUAGACAGAAUACCAGCUGACUGCUUCUUCCCUAAAUAGUUAUUGCAUAGUUUGGAGCUGUGCUUUGGGUCAUUGUCCUGUUGUAGGAGGAAAUUGGCUCCAAUCAAGCGCCGUCCACAGGGUAUGGUGUUGCAAAAUGGAGUGAUAGCCUUCCUUCUUCAAGAUCCCUUUUACCAUGUACAAAUCUCCCACUUUACCACCACCAAAGCACCCCCAGACCAUCACAUUGCCUCCACCAUGCUUGACAGAUGGCAUUAAGCACUCCUCCAACAUCUUUUCAUUUGGUCUGCGUCUCACAUAUGUUCUUCUUUGUGAUCCGAACACCUCAAACUUCGAUUCGUCUGUCCAUAACACUUUUAUCCAAUCUUCCUCUGUCCAGUGUCUGUGUUCUUUUGCCCAUCUUAAUCUUUUAUUUUUAUUGGCCAGUCUGAGAUAUAGCUUUUUCUUUGCAACUCUGCCUAGAAGGUCAGCAUCCCGGAGUCGCCUCUUCACUGUUGACGUUGAGACUGGUGUUUUGCGGGUACUAUUUAAUGAAGCUGCCAGUUGAGGACCUGUGAGGCGCCUGUUUCUCAAACUAGACACUCUCUAAUGUAUUUGUCCUCUUGCUCAGUUGUGCACCGGGGCCUCCCACUCCUCUUUCUAUUCUGGUUAGAGCCAGUUACACAACGUUGUACGAGAUCUUCAGUUUCUUGGCAAUUUCUCGCAUGGAAUACCCUUCAUUUCUCAGAACAAGAAUAGACUGACAAGAAUAGACUGACAAUAGACUGAACCAUGAAUUCUGCUCUGUAUCAGAGAAUUCUACAGGAGAAUGUCAGACCAUCCGUCUGUGAGCUGAAGCUGAAGCGCAUCUGGGUCAUGCAGCAAGACAAUGAUCCAAAACACACAAUCAAGUCUACAUGAAAAUUGCUAAAAAGCAACAAAUUGGAAGUUUUGGAAUGGCCUAAUCAAAGUCCAGACCUAAUCCCAAUUGAGAUGUUGUGGCAGGACUUGAAACGAGCAGUUCAUGCUUGAAAACCCACACGUCACUGAGUUAAAGCAGUUCUGCAUGGAAGAGUGGGCCAAAAUUCCUCCACAGCGACGUGAGGGACUGAUCAACAACUACAGGAAGCAUUUGGUUGGAGUCAUUGCAGCUAAAGGUGGCACAACCAGUUAUUGAGUGUAAGGGGGCAAUUACUUUUUCACACAGGGGAAUUGGGUGUUGCAUAACUUUGUUUAUGAAAUAAAUAUGUAAUUGUUGUGUUAUUUGUUCACUUAUGUUCCCUUUAUCUAAUAUUAGGUUUUGGUUGAAGAUUUGAUAACAUUCAGUAUCACAAAUAUGCAAAAGUAGAGAAAAUUAGAAAGGGGGCAAAUACUUUUUCAUGGCACUGUAUAUAUAUAUGUAUAUGUAUGUGCGGCCCCGUGUAGCUCAGUUGGUAGAGCAUGGCGUUUGUGACGCCAGGGUUGUGGGUUCGAUUCCCACGGGGGGCCAGUAUGAAAAAUGUAUGCACUCACUAACUGUAAGUCGCUCUGGAUAAGAGCGUCUGCUAAAUGACUAAAAUGUAAAUGUAAAAUAUGUGUAAAGAUAUAUGUGUAAAGAUAUAUGUGUGUGUAUAUAUAUAUAUAUAUAUAUAUAUAUAUAUAUAUAUAUAUAUAUAUAUGUAUGUGUGUAUAUAUGUGUAAAGAUAUAUGUGUGUGUGUGUGUGUAUGUAUGUAUGUAUGUAUGUAUGUAUGUAUGUAUGUAUGUAUGUAUGUGUGUGUGUGUGUGUGUGUGUGUGUGUGUGUGUGUGUGUGUGUGUGUGUGUGUGUGUGUGUGUGUGUGUGUGUAUAUAUGUAUAUAUAUAUAUAUAUAUAUAUAUAUAUAUAUAUAUAUAUAUACACACACACACACACACACCAGUCAAAAGUUUGGACAGACCUACUCAUUCCAGGGUUUUUCUUAAUUUUUUACUAGUUUCUACAUUGUAGAAUAAUAGUGUAGACAUCAAAACUAUGAAAUAUGACAUAUGGAAUCAUGUAGUAACCAAAAAUGUGUUUAACAAAUCAAAGUAUAUUUGAGAUUCUUCAAAGUAGCCACUCUUUGCCUUGAUGACAGCUUUUCACACGCUUGGCAUUCUUUGCUUCAACAAAGUACUGAGUAAAGGGUCUGAAUAAUUAUCUAAAUGUGAUAUUUCAGUUUUUUAUUUUUAAUACAUGUUUUUGCUUUGUCAUUAUGGGGUAUUGUAUGAUGAUUGAUCAGGGAGAAAAAACUAUUUCAUCCGUUUUAGAUUAAGGCUGUAACGUAACAAAAUGUUGAAAAUGUCAAGGGGUCUGAAUACUUUCCGAAUACACUUAUAUGAUAGAUAUUCUUUUAUUUUUAUUCUAAUCGAUACUUGGAGUUAAAUAAUCAAUAUAAUAGCUUCCAAAAUAAUAUUGCGAUAUGUAACUGUAUAGAUUUGUUCCCCUAUCACUAAUUAGAUGUCUCAUGCGUUUCAAAUCUCACUCAUUUCAAAUGAUUGCAUGACUUCAAUAGGGCUGUGAUGGUCAGGGAAUUUUGAAGGACGGUUAUUGGUCAGCCAAAUGACCGUGGUCACAGUUAGGAGCGUUUGAAUAGCAGUUUUAUUUUUACUACGCACAUUUUCUCAUGCCCUUCGCUCCUGACUGCAUGUAGGGGGGCGUUGCCUAGGCAACCAGCCUGGUUUGCUACAACACCUUGCUUGUUUCAGCACGGCGCAACAAAGUUUCAUCACGUUGUAACGAGUCCAUGCAACCGCGAAAACAGACUCAACCGCACGAAUGCCCGGCCGUCCUGUCUUCAGUCGGCUGUUCGUUCCAAAAAAAAAGAAUAAUUCAAUGGUUAUGACAGUUAUUUAAGAUGGUAACUUUCACCCUUUCUCUCUCCUUCCCCUUGUAGGUCCCCUUCUUUGGGCCUCUGUUCAACGGCGCCAUCGUCACAGGAACGCUGCUGCCCAGCCUGGUGCGUGCCACCUGCAUCAACGCCAGCAGAGCUGUCAAGUCCCAGCUGACGCUCUACCAGAGCUUGUAUCCUUUGUGUGAACUCUUUUUCUCUGUCUCCCCAACCCUUCUUACAGCCCUGUCUGCCUCCACAAGGUAAACAACUGACCACAGAGCUUCAGCAGGUAGGCCGUGCAAGUUUUUCCAGGGAAGGUUAUUUUCUAUGUAUACUUUGUUUUUGCCUGGGCGGAUUAACAUGUGGCGCGUGUUGGGUGAUCUGCAUGGUUGAGUGCUGACACUGAUCUUGAUGCGCUGGCUGAUUUGCAAACAGCGAUUAACAACGCACCGGGUUGUGGUGUUGCGGUGUGUUGCUCAGAACGCAGUAACAUGUGAGGACGCAUGUGUCUGUCUGGGUCUGUAAUGGGGAUCUUGUGUAACCUCUGUGUCAUCUUGUAUCAUGCACUGGGUUUAGACAACAGCAGCAGAGACAUGACUGUCAUUAACCCCUCCUCCCCUCCAUCCCUGUAACAGCCUGCCUGUCGUUAAGGUCCUGAUUUCCAGCUGUACAUGACAGUUGGUUUAAGACGAGCGUAAUCAGUGAUGGAGAUUAAUUUGCAUGUGAAUAAGUUGAGGACUGAAAGAGGGGAGGGAGGUUUUUUUGGAGAGGCCCCCAGUGGGAGAAAUCUGAUCUCCCACAAAGCCUUGCUGCUCCGCCUUUCCCCGGACAGGGACAGGCUGUACAGAGUGGCCUCGCCGGGACCACAGUAGCUCUCUGCUGGUCGUCAUGGUAACACCCAACCUCCAGCUUUUUAGGUUGGACCCAAGUUGUGCAGCCCUCUCAAAUAUUUUUGGGGGCAUCGCGGUAAAGCUCAUUGGUUUGUGUUUUGUAAGGAAAGUGGGCAAGGGGGAUCGAUAAUGUCAGUAGCCUAUAGUAUGUUUUUAAGGUAAUAAUGUGCACUAAACUUUGGCUACAGGUGUAUGUGGCUGUACAUGCUGUAUGUUUGAUGGACAGUUGAAGUCGGAAGUUUACAUACACCUUAGCCAAAUACAUUUAAACUCAGUUUUUCACAAUUCCUGACAUUUAAUCCUAGGAAAAAUGAUCUGUCUUAGGUCAGUUAGGAUCACCACUUUAUUUUAAGAAUGUGACAUGUCAGAAUAAUAGUAGAGAGAAUGAUUUAUUUCAGCUUUUAUUUCUUUCAUCACAUUCCCAGUGGGUCAGAAGUUUACAUACACUCAAUUAGGUAUUUGGUAGCGUUGCCUUUAAAAUGUUUAAAUUGGGUCAAACGUUUCGGGUAGCCUUCCACAAGCUUCCCACAAUAAGUUGGGUGAAUUUUGGCCCAUUCCUCCUGACAGAGCUGGUUUAACUGAGUCAGGUUUGUAAGCUUCCUUGCUCGCACACGCUUUUUCAGUAAUGCCCACAAAUGUUCUAUAGGAUUGAGGUCAGGGCUUUGUGAUGGCCACUCCAAUACCUUGACUUUGUUGUCCUUAAGCCAUUUUGCCACAACUUUGGAAGUAUGCUUGGGGUCGUUGUCCAUUUGGAAGACACAUUUGCGACCAAGAUUGAACUUCCUGACUGAUGUCUUGAGAUGUUGCUUUAAUAUUUACAUUUACAUUUUAGUCAUUUAGCAGACGCUCUUAUCCAGAGCGACUUACAGUUAGUGAGUGCAUACAUUUUUUUUUCAUACUGGUCCCCUGUGGGAAACGAACCCACAACCCUGCUGUUGCAAACACCAUGCUCUACCAACUGAGCUACACGGAACUAUAUAUCCACAUAGUUUUCCUUCCUCAUGAUGCCAUCUAUUUUGUGAAGUGCACCAGACCCUCCUGCAGCAAGCACCCCCACAGCAUGAUGCUGCCACCCCCGUGCUUCACGGUUGGGAUGGUGUUCUUCGGCUUGCAAGCAAUCCCCUUUUUCCUCCAAACGUAACAAUGGUCAUUAUGGCCAAACAGUUCUAUUUUUGUUUCAUCAGACCAGAGGACAUUUCAUCAAGAAGUACGAUUUUUGUCCCCAUGUGCAGUUGCAAACUGUAGUCUGGCUUUUUUAUGGAGGUUUUGGAGCAGUGGCUUCUUCCUUGCUGAGCGGCCUUUCAGGUUAUGUUGAUAUAGGACUCGUUUUACUGUGGAUAUAGAUACUUUUGUAUCUGUUUCCUCCAGCGUCUUCACAGGGUCCUUUGCUGUUGUUCUGGGAUUGAUUUGCUCUUUUCGCACCAAAGUACGUUCAUCUCUAGGAGACAGAACGCGUCUCCUUCCUGAGCGGUAUGAUGGCUGCGUGGUCCCAUGGUGUUUAUACUUGUGUGCUAUUGUUUGUACAGAUGAACGUGGUACCUUCAGGCGUUUGGAAAUUGCUCCCAAGGAUGAACCAGACUUGUGGAGGUCUACGAUUUUCAUUUCUGAGGUCAUGGCUGAUUUCUUUUGAUUUUCCCAUGAUGUCAAGCAAAGAGGCUCUGAGUUUGAAGGUAGGCCUUGAAAUACAUCCACAGGUACACUUCCAAUUAACUCAAAUUAUGUCAAUUAGCCUAUCAGAAGCUUCUAAAGCCAUGACAUCAUUUUCUGGAAUUUUGCUGUUUAAAGGCACAGUCAAUUUAGUGUAUGUAGACUUCUGACCCACUGGAAUUGUGAUACAGUGAAUUAUAAGUGAAAUAAUCUGUGUGUAAACAAUUGUUGGAAAAAUUACUUGUGUCAUGCACAAUGUAGAUGUCCUAACAGACUUGCCAAAAUUAUAGUUUGUUAACAAGACAUUUGUGGAGUGGUGGAAAAACAAGUUUUAAUGACUUCAACCUAAAUGUAUGUAAACCUCCGACUUCAACUGUAUGUGUACUUGCAUUUGUAUGUGCAAUGCACACGGGUGUCCCCCCCCAUCCCACCCACCCAUCAGCGAGCCUCAUAUCAGCCCCUCUCAGGGUCCCUGCGGGCGUCAGUGAGACAGCAGAGAGACAGAUGUCUGUAACCCAAAGCCAAGUGAAUUACUCCAGUGUGAGAUAGACUGAGCUGCCAGCGGGGCCUAGCUGCCACAGGCCUGCCUGCACUGGGAGCCAAGGGGGAAGGGAGCCAGCACUGGGCCGGCCCAGACCAGGCCUACCUGGCAUUCCUUAGCAGGAAAAGAGCAGCACGACAGCCUGAUCUAUGAGAUGAGAUGAGCGCUGGCUGGGCUGGAGUGUUGGCAGUGUGAAGCAGCCAGCCAGGCUGAGGCCCCACAUACUGCAGAUCUGGAUGAUGAGCUGACAAAUGGGUGCUCCCAGCCAAUGGAUGCUGGCAAUGCCAGCACUGGUGUCUUAUGUGUGGGCCAUUUUUCUGGAUGGCUGGAGGAUUACGUUUAAACAAAGAAUGAGUCAUGAGUCACGGAGGUGAUGAGACUAUUUUUUAUCAAGAUAGGGUGCACACACAAACACACACAAACUAUUUUGUAAUUCAGAAAGAUGGGUCAGGAUUUAAGAAAAAAAAUCCUACCAGUAAAUAAAGUUCAGACUAUUUUUGGAAGAAUGUUUUAAGAUACAAUUUAGAUUGCUAUUUGAGGUUUAUUACCUCAACAAAGAGAAGGAGUACCAAAACUAAUGAUAAAUCUAGACUUGACCCACAGGCAUGAACCAUUCCUCCUCCUGCGGAUUGGUUGCUGUAUUGUACCAGUUCUCCAUGUAAGCUCCCUUCUGUUCCUCAUCUCAUCUGCCUCUCAUCUUCUACAAAAUGUAGUUAUUUUAUUUUGGGUUGGAACAAUGACCUUGUCUCUUUUCAGAGCGGGCUGUUUUUGUAGCAGAGAUUAAAUCCCUAUCCAGCGUUUCCCCUCACAAUGCCCCAGCGCUCCCCAAUCUGCUGUCUGUAGCCAGGCCGCUCUCCAAGGUAAUUCGUUUAAUGUUUCUACAAAGAAGAACCACAUGACCUCAGUGCGUCCACAUAAAGGCAGGCCUGGCGCUGUGGUGCUCUCCUCUAUGGCGCUCUGUGGUGUCCUCUCUCCCGCUCCCUCCGCCACAGAACUGAAGAGGUCUCCAGCAGGCAGGCGCUCUGCUGCACCAUCACUCCGGCUAAUUGGAUUUGAUAUUGAAAUAUGACCACCAGCCACAUUGCCGGAGAACACACACACACCAAUCCUCCCUUCCGCUACAAUCCACUGUUUCCUUUUUGCCUCUACACCAUGGUACAUGGAGUAGUUUGUGUGUGAGUGAUUGUUAGUGUGUAGGUGUAUUUGUGACACAUGGUCAGUGUUUAGAUAUCUAAAUCUAUGGGUUUAGGUGUGUCAUUCCCCUCCUGGUCUGUACAGCAUUCUGCUCUAUUCAGUGACAACACAGUGAUGUUAUUUUGGAGCCCUCCCCACUGUUGGAUGUGAAAGAGACAGUCCUGAUGUGAAAGAGACAGUCCUGACCCCACAGACAUUAUAUUACAAGGCCGUCAGAAAUCACACAAACUGUGUCAUCUAUUAUUCAUCUGGCCCUAUUGGAAGAGGCAGCUGCCUUGGCUGUGUGAAUCCUAAUAAUCACCCUGUAUGGACACUGAGCAGCGGGCUGGCUGGCUGCAGUCUACUCCAUUGCCAGAGGGAAUGCACACUCACUGUGUGUGGUGAGGACAUGACAUGAGGGAGGAGAAUACUCUUGACUGACAACUUCCCACUAUAUAAGUAGCACUCCAUAUAUCAAGAGAAUUGGAUAUGUGAACUUCCCUGACAUCCAAUGUGUCAUUCAUUCCCAACCAUGUGGUCCUCUGUAGUUCAGUUGGUAGAGCAUGGCACUUGCAACGUCAGGGUAGUGGGUCGCUUUGGAUAAAAGUGUCUGCUAAAUGGCAUAUUUAUUAUAUAGAUUAUGAUAUGGCUGUAGCAGAGGUGUCUGAGUGGACUUCCUCUGCUUCCACAUAGCCUGUUGGGUUUCUGACUGGAGACUUUAUCUUUAUAUAAGUGUUAUUCUCUCUCAUAAACAAGCACUAGGGUUUGAUGGGCCGUUCACUCCUAGUAAAUGUGUGUGGUGUGGUGUUUAGGUGGCAGGAGCCUCUAAUAGAAUGAAACGCAGCUUCCCCGCUGGACAGAAUCAAUAGCUUUAGCGCGGUGGCCUUACUACCUUCCCUAAGACACACACAUACACAGAGAGAUCCAUCUCCAGGCAGCAAUCAAUAGCCAGAAUCUGUUCCUGCACAUGGCCUGUCAUGUGAGCCAGGCUUUUAGGUGGCAUUGUGGGGAACAUGCAGUGUAGAAGCAGGGAGAGGGAGAGGUUUCAUCUUCUCAGUGAAACACACAGAGCCCAGUUUAACCUAGGGCUGCUACCAACCUCAGAGCCCUGCCUCAAAUAGCCAACCAUCUACCAGCUCUGUAGCUCAGCCUUUACACACUCAUGAACACUUAAUAUAUGUGGGACUCUUGCGAUUUGAUAUUGGCCUACUGCUUUGUGUAGUGAAUUUGUCUAGUGUUUUUCUUGUCCCCGGUGGCCAUGCAUGUUUAAUUAGGGUUGUGGUAGUAUUGAGUGUUGUAUUCUCUCUACCUUCUGAAUAAGGCUUUGUUUCUCUCUCUCAUUGUCCCUACAUGGAUAACAAUGUGUUCUUUAGUACAAGAAGACUCUUUACCUAGUCAAGAGGAAAGCAUAUUUUUGAGUCUUUGAAAGGAGGUUAUGAAUGGGAGAUGCCAUGUUAGUGUACUGUAGCUGAACAUGUAUUAUUUAGCAUUGCUGAUAGGCUGUUAUUUGCCAGCUAGUGUGCCAUAACACUCACCAGUCUCCUGCAGCCCAUGAACUGAGUGCUUGGCUUGGCACAGUGAGAAGGGUGAGCUGAGCCAACUUCCCUCUUUCAUAAGUCUCUUGUGAGAAGUGAUGUGUACAGCCCUAACUCUCCUCUUUGUAAAUUUACAUUUACAUUUUAGUCAUUUAGCAGACGCUCUUAUCCAGAGCGACUUACAGUUAGUGAGUGCAUACAUUAUUUGUUGACAUUUUUCAUACUGGCCCCCCGUGGGAAUCGAACCCACAACCCUGGCGUUGCAAACGCCAUGCUGUACCAACUGAGCUACAUCCCUGCCGGCCAUUCCUUACCCUGGACGACGCUUGGCCAAUUGUGCACCGCCCCAUGGAUUCGAACCAGGAUCUCUAGUGGCACAGCUAGCACUGUGAUGCAGUGCCUUAGACCACUGCGCCACUCGGGAGUUUGUCUUUGAAUUAGAGGCUCUGUGACAUUGUGUGGAAGAGCAACCUGCUUCCAUUAGGUUAGGGUCUUGUUCUGUGUCCAGUCCAGCUCUGUCACAGUCCUGUCCAGCUCUUGUCACAGUCCAGCUCUAAGCUCUGUCACAGUCCAGCUCUCAGGGACGUCCAUUCCCAAUGACCACCCUGACCCAUCAGGACCUCAGAAGUCUGUGGCAGGGUGGAUUGCUAGACAGGGUGUAGGUAGGUGGGGUUGUCAGAGGCAGUUGGGUUGGAGACUGUUGUUGGGUGAAGCAGAGCUUGGGUGGAGUUAGGGUUUGAGUUUGGUGGGGGCCGGGGAGUGGAUGAAAGGGGGGCUAUGGUUGGGGUUUAUGACAUUUUGGGAAGGAGGGAGUUUCCUCUACUGAAUGUUUUAACCUAAUCCCAUUAUCAGUGUAGCGCACUGCCUUCCCCUCAACCCCUCCACUCCUCCGCCCUCAACCCGCCCCCACACCUCUUCAGCUGACCAGCUGUUCCUGGGGCUCACGACAAUGUCUGAUGUGUUCACAUCACUGAGUCCCCCCACUCAACCCACACACCACCACCACUCCAUGGCCGCUCCACUCGGAGCAGCAGACAGCUCUGCCGCUGGGGCCUAGAAGGGCCUGAGGGGGGACAAGGGGAAAAGGAGGGGGACACGCGAAGGCCUGUCAAACCCAGCCUUGACUCAGGAGGCAGCCUGGCCGGAUGGCAUAUGGCGUCUAGCUUCAUACAACAUGCAAAAGUAUUCCCCCCCCACCCCCCUGCUGCUAAUGCAGAAUGACUCACAGCAUUAUAUUUGUUUCCCUCCCUCCUCCCCACCCUGCCUCUAACAAAAGGCGUCCCCCACACACCCUCACAGUGAAAGCCCUGGGGGCCGGUGGCUGAGCAGAGCAGGGCCACUCUUAAACACAGGUAGAGCAGGCAUGGAAACAGACGGCUGAUGGCCGGGGCUGAGGGGCUUGAUGACAGCACAGGGCCCUGAAAGACCAUAAAGACACUGUGUUUGUGUUAGCCGCUGUUUGUCCACUGAUCCUGGGGAUGAGAGGAACACUGAGAGAGAUGAUGAGGAGUUACUGGGGUUUUGUCAGAAGCAUUGAAGUGAUAUUUCUUUGUUGUGUUUUCUUUUUUAUAUUUUUGUUGUGGUAUGGCUAGGUUUUACUAAGGUUGUUAAACUGUCAAUAGUCUCCAAAUGGGAGAAGGUAUCCUAUGAUUUUAUCUGAUCGUUGUCCACGCUUUACUUAAUUGUGUGCCAUUCAACAUUGUGACUGUGUUACUCAAGGUAAUAUUAAAUGGGUAUUUUGAAAGUUGUUAGUUUAAAAAAGAUUUGCCAUCCACAGUUGCAGAACAGACCAGUUUCUGUUUUCAAUACAUGUGCCACCCCAUCACUAAAUAUUUCAAAUCCUGGGAUUGUACACACAUUACAGCACAGCAUGUUACUGAAAGAAUGUCAUGCUCCGUGUAUCUGUAAACUUGAACGCCCCUCCCCUUCCUGCUCCGUCUGUUAUGCAUUCAUGCCUGACAUCUGUCUGUUUGUAAGAGUGCAGUCAAAGGCUGAGAGGUUGCCAGGUCUGCGUGGGAUCCCCCUCUCUCUCCCACCAUCCAGCCAGCCCCGGUAGGGAGGUGUCGGGUAGCGUUACUGGGAUCAGACUGGCUGUAUCAUUAUGAACCUGUCAGGGGUGAAGCCACAUAGGUGUUUGGUAGCCACUAGACACCCCUAGUUCUAAUAACUGUGAAAGCUGUCUCUAUCACCAGUCAUCAAACCCUUGGCCAUUCUUCCAUGGCUUGUUGUUAUGGAGAUUAUUUUUAUUUGUGGAGGAAAAACAUACUUUGAAGGAAUCCCUGGUUGAAAAGUAUUUCUCUGAGAAGAUUGGUGUUGAUGGAUUCUUCAUGCUACGUGUUUUGACUUUGUAAGCAGUCAUAACUGUGGACAGCAGUGGUACUACUCUGUGCACUGUGCGUGCAUUCCACUGUUUUACUCUGUGAAUUGUCAAGCCCCAGUGUUAGGGUGCAUCAAUACUUUUUGUCCUUGUAUAUGGAAGACCAUCCGUUCUGCCUAUCACAGACUCCCUAACUGACUCCAGUGCCGGUACCGCAGUACAUUUCAUUUAAGAAGACGUGUUAAUAGGGAUUUAUGUGUGUGUGGUUCUACGGUGGGUGUAAAACCUGUCUGUCUGCUUUAAGUGAUUAGCAUCCAACUAGCCAUUCCAUCUGUUCCCCUAGCCCUGUUUAAUUAAUGAACUUUCUUUCUCCUCCCAGCCAGCCAAACACCACUAAAGGAAAGCUGUUAGCCCUCUCAGGUUAUCCAAAUGGAUGCUUGUUCUUGUUUCCCCUACAAUGGCUGCAUUGUCAAUGAUUAGUUCGGUUUUGUUUCCCCUCUUUUGUCUCUGGGUUCUUGAGGGAGGGUUAAUGAGCUUCCCUGGGAAGCCUCCGCACAUUGAAUUUAUAAAUAAAUAGGAAUCAUUUUAGUUGUUUUGGUUUUUUGGCAGAAAAACUAAACCGUGCAGGUGUGCACCUCCGUGUGUGGCAUAUGUGUGUCUGUGUGGGUAUUUAUGAAUAGGAUGGGGAAGGCCUUGACGAUGGAAGGGUCCUGGGAGUUUUCUGGUGUUGCUAGUCCAUUAUUCCUCAUCAGAAGCAGAGGUCCUGGAGCACUCAAACACUGGGCUCGCUUCCCCUCCCUUCUCCAGUCUCCCUUCUCCUUAGGCCUGACAUCUUGUAGAAGAUGGAGGAAAGAAUAUAUGUAAAAACCCCUCUCUCCUUCUCUUCCUCGUCUCUCUCCGCUCUCCUUCUAUCUCUCUCGUUCCAACGAGGCACUGGACAGCCUUUGUCCACAUAAAGCUGGGUUCUUUGUGUGCGCGGCCCUUUUUUAUCCUCUUGCUAAUCGCCGUGGUCGUGUGCCCGUGUUUUAGCCCAUAUUUCACGCUCCACUCUCCUUUGUCUGACGCCUGCCCUGAUAAGGAUCCCAGUUCUAGGGCCGCUCUGAUAUUGAAAUCCUCCAGCGUCGCGGAGAGAGCCUUCAAUCAUCCAUUGUCUGCGCUCCAGUGAUUACCAUUCAAUCUCUGUGUCCCUCGUCAUCACCGGCCGGAGCACUGAGACUGUCCCCUGAAAAGACCAGGACUCUCUCUCCUCGCUCUCUCUCUUCUGUCACAUUCAAGCAUAUCCACAGAUAUUUCUGUCAUUGUCUCGAGACGUCCCGUGUUCAAUGCUACCGGGAAAUGUCAGCAAAAUGUCACUCAUCACAUACCCCAGGAUUCUCUCAGUCUCUGUGAUGUGGCCCUGGGUUAGGGACUUCUUUUGUCAAGAAACCUUUGACCUUGCUCUGUUUUGUCCUAAAAUUGGCAUUAGGCUAGCUUUUCAAUUUUAUCAUCAUGAGACUAGAACCACUGUUUGUCUGAAGAUUUUCUUCACAUUGCUUUUAAUUUCACAGCCUUAAUUGGUUAUUUUAUAGAGGAAUUAGUUGAUUAUGUAUAGGUUGUCUCUUUAAACAGUUCAAGGCAGCACCUAUUCCUCUCCUGGCCCAUCUCCAUUGUUUCCCCGUGGAGGAUGUCCUUGUCCUGAGCAUUUGCAUUUUUGCAUUAAGUGGAAUUUUCCACAUAGAGAGACAAGCAAAACAUUAAAGUGUGUAUAGUGCAUUUUCCGCCCCUUUUUCCAGAAAGCGCCCUUUGAUGUGGUAAUUCAGAGAGUAUGUGUACGUUGUCAAGUGGCAGCCAUUGAUUUGGCCACAGAGCAACAUACUGUACAGUAGGCAUUUCUGUGAUUGGCAUUGUCAUUUGGUGGCCUGCAUGUAUUUGCUGUGCUGCUGUUGUUGCUCUGGACAAAGAGUAGGCUUGGUUGAUUAUCUGGUAAUCAGCUCUAGAUUUAUAACCCUCUUAGUAGUCUCUUUCUAAACCUUUUUAGACUUAGACUUUUGACUCACUGUCGUUGUAGAUGUUCCUCGCUAGGUUUUUCCAUUUGAAAUGUUGACAGAAAACCUUGUUUACCAGACCUGCACUCCUCCAAAAGGUUUUGUCAGGAAAACAAAGGCCCUGAGCCAUUAGUUAUGUAUAGCCACUAAUUACUAUUGAUGAGAUUCUAGCAGUUUGGGCUACAAAUCUAUAUGUAUUGUCAUUGUAAUGAGUGUUAUUUACUCUCAGAUCUCCAGGCCAGGGGGAUAUAGAUGGAAUGGCCUUUGUGGAGGCAGAUAUGGCCCUGGCUGCUAUAGUCUACACCCACUUGUUUUGUAUCUGCCGACUUUGACCAAAUCCCGUUUCCCUCCCCCUACUUUGUCGCGGCCAUCUGCAGAGAUGUAUAGCACUUCCCAGCUCUUCCAUCUGUUUUUGUGCAUCCAUGAAAAGGCCCAUUAUAAUCCCUCGCUGUAUGUGGACGCACCGCGAGUUUCUAAACAGGAUGGGCCACCGCGAAACAUCAGCCAGGAAUCCUAGAGGCCUCAGUCCAUCGGUUAAUUAUUUGAGCUCCCUCUUAGAGAUCUUCAUUUUAACGGGUUUUCUAAACAACAUUGUCUCCGUACAUCCCCAUAAACAGACAGCCAGUCUGAAAUGGGGCUGAGGCUGCUGAAUGGGCUCCAUGCAGCCACGCUAGGCUAAGACAGGCUCCUGAUUAACUCUUGAGUGACUAGCUAAUGUCAUUGAAGUAGGACCACCUGGCGAUGAGACUGUACAGUCAGCUGCCAGUGGAGGGCCAGAAUGGGUAGGACCAGGUGUUAGGCCUCCUAAUUGUUGCCAUGUAAUAGCCCGCUUGACUGCACAGUGUGGCCCCAGGGCUAGGAUUAGAAAAGGCUGCUGCCAACACAGAAGACAUCAGUUGUCUUUCUGCCCAGUUUUUUCAUACCUCUUUCUUACCAUCCCACCCCCACUAAUCAUUCCAGGUAGUAGGGAGGCUCCCCAUCCUUCCCCCACCUCAUUGACUCCAGGCCUACUCCACAACCGGCUGUGCUUUCAGGCCUGAGGAGGGGCGGUGGUGGGUUUGAGGAAGGCUGGAGAGAAAGACAAUGAAAGAAAAGAGGGGGAAGAAAGAAAAAGAAGAAAGGGGCGUCAGACAGAGCUGGGAGUUUUCCUGGCCAGGAGGUGGUAAUCCCAGGUGAACAGCCGUGUCCGUACGGGAGCUUUGGGAACUCCAUCUGCGCCUCCUAACCCUUCACACUGUAGAAUAGAGGAGGGCCCCUUCGUUCUGCCAUUCCCUAUGCACCUCCCACGUGUGUCACAUACAUUUAUCAUACUCUUCCUGUCCUCCAAACUGACGCCCGCUCAUAGCAGUAUUAUUACCCUAAUCUUCAAGGAGAACAACGUGGAAAUGAUCCUGAGAGGAAAAAUUGGCCAGCGAUACGGUCUGCUACUGGUUGUCAUUUUUUGAUAAGAGCCCCAACCUCAUUAUGAUUAUAAUUGCAUUGAUUGAAAUAUGGCUGUAAUGCAGAGAUGAGGGCAAAUGAAUUCACUUUUGUCCCUGUAACUAACCUUGGCUCUCCAACGCAUUCAUAACGGAAUGAUAACUGUGAUCAUCUGUAACCCUGUGCUAAUCAUUAGCAUUCCCGUUAAAUGCCUGCCGUUUUGCAUAAGGUUAGAGAGCUCUAUUUACCCACUGAACCUUUCACUGCGAGGCUAAUGUAGGGGCGGGAGAAUGCACUCUGGAGGAUGAAUCCAAACACGGAUCGGAAGCAGACGGCGACUCCACAUGUUAACGCAUAGCAAUCAUUUCCCCGCACAUUAAAAUUUCAGAGUCCUCAUCCGUGUGGUAAAUAUUUCAUUAGCUUUCUGUGGAACACUGUGUUAUCGUUGGGUUAAACCAAAACUCUUUGGCAUAACACAGUGUUGUAUGUGGCCCCGCAGGCUAUUAGGACAUUAGAAUCUCUAUGGAGUGGGACUAAUGUGUCAAACGGGCUAAAGACUGUCUUUCUCUGCUCUUUUGUUGGUUUGGGAUUGAAGCAGGAUACAGGUGGUACGACUCACAUGUUGAAUAUAUGUCUGAAAAUAGCCAUUUUGGUCCACGGUUUCAAAUUGUAUGUGCAUAUCAUGGACACGCAUUGUUCAAAGUCAUGUCCAUCCACCCUCACACUGCACAUACAUAUUCACCUCCCCUGCUCUGUUGAGGACCACAAUUAUUACAGCCAAACAAAGUGCUCAGGCCACAGAAGCUUUCAUCCAAACCUGAUUACCUCAGCUCAGAUUGGACCACCAAGGACAUCUUCAAAGGUUUCUCUGACCACCCACUUCUAGUCUCGAUCUCCUUGAGCAUGUCAGUCAGGCAGUCUUUUAUAGCUCAUCUUAUUAGAACUUUCUGUUAAUGUGAUAGAGCCCUGUGACUGGCUGCUUUUAAUCUCUCUGGGUUUGAUUAAUCAUGUCUCCAUUGUGCUCCACAUCUAAGGCUGAUACGUUAGUGGCUCUGAUCAAUAGACGGCCCUUUGAAAAGGAGAUUUGUUACACAUCGGAAUACUCAUCUGAAUACACAACCAGCCUGCCCUUUGAUGGCAAACAGUCAUGUUGGAUUAACCAAUUGUCAAUGUCAUAAUUUAUUACAUUAUCAGAAAAAUUAUAAUUGUUAUCAAUUUAUUUAUAAACUACUUAGUUACCCAUAAAGUAUACCUUAAUGUAAAGUGUUACCAUCUCAACACUAAGAAGUAGUGUCUCUGUCCCACCAUCCCCAGUUGACCCAUCACGAUGACAUAGUUUUUAGCCCAGUCGAUCCAUAACUCUGGUUUAGAUUGCGUUCAUUUGAUUUGCUAUGAAGUGCUAAUCGAUUUUUAUUGUGCCUCAGGGAAUUGUAAGCUGGCGGCGACAUGGCAUGCUUGAGAAAAUGGGCGACUUCUUCACUGUGGUCCAGUCAUAAAUAAGGGUCAAUGCCAGCUAGCAGACACAGCCCUCUGUCUGGAUUGGUGCUGCUGGCUACUGUAGCAGUGAUGUCACGGGUUAGUAGUGAUGUCACGACCAUAACUCCUCGUGCCCAUGUCUCGCUCUCAGAUGGACGGUGGUAAGGUGUGGAGGUUGGCUUCAGAGGCUGACGCCGAGGGAGACUCAUCCCCCUGAAGGUGUCGUUAACCUGGCCUUAAUGCCAGUGUAAUCCCCUGGGCCUCUGGGGCUCUGGUCCUAAUUAGGCCCCUUGUUAAAGCUCCUGUAACCUGCCAUUACAUUACAGACUGCAGUACAGCUAAUUUGCAUCUUAGCCAGGUCGUUUUUGGAAAUGAGAACAGCUUCUCAAUUCACAUCCCAUGUGACAGUAUAGAUAUCUAUUUUUCUAUCUUUCUCUCUCAACCACCCCUUUCUGAUUCUCACAGGAACAAUCUGUCUGAGACACCAGGGUUUGGAUAUCUUCCUAUGCAUUAUGGGUACUUUGAGUACUUACCAUACUGAGUAGUUUCUGGAAUACGCUCUCUCACGCUCUUUAUCCCCUCUUUGUUUAUUUUGACAGUAUUCCUCUUUCUGCCUCUCUACCUGAAACCAAAUUGUUCUCUGAAGCCUCUCUCUCUCAAUUCAAAGGGCUUUAUUGGCAUGGGAAACAUAUGUUUACAUUGCCAAAGCAAGUGAAAUAGAUAAUAAACAAUCAAAAUAAACAGUAAACAUUAACUCACAAAAGUGAGAAAUUUUUUUCCAGAAAAACGCAUGUCAAAAAUGUUAUUGUCAUGAGGUGAGGUGUAUGUGUGGUGGAAGUCAGGCGCAGGACACCGAGGCUCAGUCCAACAGAGUUUACUCAGAAUUCCAAAAAGGACACGGUAAACUAACGACCUCAAACAAAAAGAGGCGAGCAUUUACGCACAUGCGUAAAACACUAAAAUAACAAACAAGAAACGUAACACGCAACACAAGACAGGCGAACAACAACACACAAUCCUACCAAGCAAAAAGACGGAACUUAUAGGACAGGUGAUGAAUACACAAUAGGACACAGGUGUGACAGACAGACAAAAGCAAACACACACAGAAACAUAGAUCGGUGGCAGCUAGUACUCCGGGGACGGCGACCGCCGACGCCUGCUCGUACCAGGAGGGGGAGCAGCCUCGGCAGAAUCCGUGACAGUACCCCCCCCUUGACGCGCGGCUCCAGCCGUGCGCCGACCCCGGCCUCGGGGACGGCCAGGAGGACGCGGACCCGGGCGCGUGGGAUGCCCACGGUGGAAAUCAGUCAGGAGGGAUGGAUCGAGGAUGUCCCUCCUGGGCACCCAGCACCGUUCCUCCGGACCGUACCCCUCCCACUCCACGAGAUACUGGAGACCACUCAUCCGGCGCCUCGAGUCCAAGAUGGUCCGGACUCUGUACGCCGGGGCCCCCUCGAUGUCCAAAGGGGGCGGAGGGGUCUCUCCUAUCUCAUUAUCCUGGAGUGGACCAGCUACCACCGGCCUGAGAAGAGACACAUGGAACGAGGGGUUAAUAUUUUUGUACUCUAUAGGCAGUUGUAACCUGUAACACACCUCGUUCAACCUUCUCAGGACUUUAAAGGGCCCCACAAACCGCCGACCCAGCUUCCGGCAGGGCAGGCGGAGGGGCAGGUUUCGAGUCGAGAGCCAGACUCGAUCUCCCGGUGCGUACACCGGCCCCUCACUGCGGUGGCGAUCGGCGCUCGCCUUUUGUUGACGGAUGGCACGCUGCAGAUGGACAUGGGCAGCGUCCCACGUCUCCUCCGAGCGCCGAAUCCACUCGUCCACCGCAGGGGCCUCGGUCUGGCUCUCGUGCCACGGUGCCAGGACCGGCUGAUACCCUAAAAUACACUGGAAAGGUGUUAAUCCGGUGGAGGAGUGGCGGAGAGAGUUCUGGGCCAUCUCUGCCCAGGGGAUAUACCUCGACCACUCCUCCGGCCGGUCCCGGCAAUAGGACCUCAAAAACCUACCCACAUCCUGGUUCACACGUUCAACCUGCCCAUUGCUCUCUGGGUGGUACCCCGAGGUAAGGCUAACCGAGACCCCCAGGCGUUCCAUGAAAGCCCCCCAGACUCUGGAGGUGAACUGGGGACCUCGGUCGGACACAAUAUCCUCGGGGACCCCAUAGUGCCGGAACACGUGGGUAAAGAGGGCCUCGGCGGUCUGUAGGGCAGUAGGGAGACCCGGCAGUGGGAGGAGACGACAGGCCUUAGAAAACCGAUCCACAACGACCAAAAUGGUGGUAUUACCCUGGGAAGGGGGUAGAUCGGUCACAAAAUCUACCGAGAGGUGGGACCAUGGUCGUUGUGGAACGGGCAGAGGAUGUAACUUACCUCUGGGCAAAUGUCUAGGUGCCUUACACUGGGCACAUACCGAGCAGGAGGAGACAUAAACCCUCACAUCCCUGGCUAACGUUGGCCACCAGUAUUUUACGCUAAGGCAGUGCACCGUCCGACCAAUACCAGGAUGUCCAGAGGAGGGUGAUGUAUGAGCCCAAGAAAUAAGCCGAUCACGAACCUCGAGCGGAACGUACGUCCGCCCCACAGGACACUCGGGGGGAGUAGGGUCGGUACGCAGCGCCCGCUCGAUUUCCGCAUCGACCUCCCAUACUACCGGAGCCACCAGACAAGACUCCGGCAGUAUGGAAAUAGGCUCAAUGGACCUCUCCUCUGUGUCAUACUGCCGGGACAGGGCGUCUGCCUUACCGUUCUGGGACCCAGGGAUGUAUGUGAUCUUAAAAACAAACCGGGUCAGGAACAUGUUCCACCUAGCCUGACGAGGGUUCAAUCUCCUAGCUGCCCGGAUGUACUCCAGGUUACGGUGAUCAGUCAGAAUGAGGAAAGGGUGUUGAGCCCCCUCAAGCCAAUGCCUCCACACCUUUAGGGCCUGGACUACAGCUAACAGCUCUCUGUCCCCAACGUCAUAAUUGCGCUCCGCCGAGCUGAGCUUCUUAGAGUAGAAUGCACAGGGGCGGAGCUUAGGUGGCGUGCCGGACCGUUGUGACAGGACUGCCCCAAUACCGGUCUCGGACGCGUCCACCUCUACUUGGAAAGGCAAAGAGGGAUCCGGAUGCGCCAGCACCGGGGCCGAGGCGAACAGGUUCUUCAGCUUGACAAAUGCCAUGUCCGCCUCAGCUGACCACUGCAAGCGCACCGGACCCCCCUUUAGCAGGGACGUAAUGGGAACUGCAACCUGUCCAAAGCCCCGGAUAAACCUCCGGUAGUAAUUAGCAAAACCCAAGAACCGCUGCACCUCUUUUACGGUGGUUGGAGUUUGCCAAUUACGCACAGCCGAUACCCGAUCUACCUCUAUCUCCACGCCAGACGCGGACAACCGAUAACCCAAAAAGGAGACGGACUCCUGGAAGAACAGGCAUUUCUCUGCCUUGACAUACAAGUCAUGCUCCAACAGUCGUCUCAAUACUCGGCGCACCUGGGCUACAUGCUCGGCUCGUGUAGAAGAGUACACCAGGAUGUCGUCGAUGUAAACUACUACACCUUGCCCAUGCAUGUCCCGGAAAAUCUCGUCAACAAAGGAUUGGAAGACUGAAGGAGCAUUCAUUAACCCGUAUGGCAUGACGAGAUACUCGUAAUGACCCGAGGUGGUACUAAAUGCUGUCUUCCAUUCAUCCCCCCCCUUAAUGCGCACCAGAUUGUACGCGCUCCUGAGAUCUAACUUUGUGAAGAAUCGCGCUCCGCGUAAUGAUUCCGUCAUCGUCGCAAUCAGUGGCAGUGGGUAGCUGUAUUUAACUGUAAUCUGAUUGAGACUACGAUAAUCAAUACACGGGCGCAAUCCCCCGUCCUUCUUCUUCACAAAGAAGAAACUCGAGGAGACUGGGGAAGUAGAAGGCCGUAUGUAUCCCUGUGCCAAGGACUCGGCUAUGUAUGUCUCCAUAGCCGCUGUCUCCUCUUGAGACAGGGGAUACACAUGACUCCUGGGAAGAGCUGCUCCAGUCUGGAUAUUUAUCGCACAGUCCCCCUGUCUAUGAGGAGGUAGCCUUGUUGCCCUCGAUUUACUAAAGACCAGUGCUAAAUCCUCAUACUCGGGGGGAAUGCGCAGUGCGGGCACUUGGUUCGGACUCUCUACCGAGGUCGCCCCUAAGGAAACACCUAGACAUCUCCCUACACACUGGGCAGACCACUCCAUAAGAGCCCUCUGUUGCCACGCUAUGGUAGGAUCGUGGGUACUUAACCAGGGAAGCCCCAACACCACUGGGUACGCAGGAGAGUCAAUCAGAUAGAACUGAAUGAUCUCCUCAUGACCCCCCUGCGUAGUCAUCGUCAGCGGUGCUGUGACAUCCCUGAUCAGACCCGACCCCAACGGCCGGCUGUCUAAUGCAUGGACAGGGAAUGGAACUUCUACCGGCCGAAGGGGAAUUCCUAACCUAGCACAAAAUUUACGAUCAAUAAAGUUCCCAGCUGCGCCUGAAUCUACUAGCGCCUUAUGCUGGGAAUGAGGUGCCACCUGUGGAAAACGCACAGGAAUACUCAUGUGACCAACAGAGAGCUCUGGGUAAGUGGGGCGCCUACUCACCUGAAAUGACUCCCCAGUGCGUGACCUGUUGUCCCCUCUCUCAGAAGACCCUCCCCAGCACCUGGCCGUGGUGUGUCCUCCACGGCCACACUUUUUUUUUUUUUUUUUUUUUUUUUAUUUCACCUUUAUUUAACCAGGUAAGCCAGUUGAGAACAAGUUCUCAUUUACAACUGCGACCUGGCCAAGAUAAAGCAAAGUAGUGCAAUAAAAACAACAGAGUUACAUAUGGGGUAAAAAAAACAUAAAGUCAGAAAAUACAACAGAAAAUAUAUAUACAGUGUGUGCAAAUGUAGCAAGUUAUGGAGGUAAGGCAAACUUGGUGCAGGGGUGGGCCCUCCUCGGGUUCUCCCUCCUCCUCUCUCUAGCGCCAGCACCCCCGAGCUCCAUAGGAAUAGGCUCGGAGGUGCUGGAGGAUGGAAUGGACGACCCCCACUCGGGACGUCCGCGGGUAGCCAGCAGGGUGUCUAGACUGAUGGAGAUGUCCACCAGCUGGUCGAACGACAGGUUGAUGUCCCUGCAGGCCAUCUCACGACGAACGUCCUCUCGUAGGCUACACCGAUAGUGGUCAAUGAGGGCCCUCUCAUUCCAUCCCGCAUCCGCUGCUAGUGUCCGGAACUCCAGUGCGAACUCCUGUGCGCUCCUCUUCCCCUGUCGGAGGUGGAAUAGACGCUCUCCCGCCGCUUUCCCCUCAGGUGGAUGAUCGAAGACAGUCCUGAAGCGGCGGGAAAACUCCGCGUAGGUGAUGGUGGCGGCGUCUAUUCCCCUCCAUUCGGCGUUGGCCCACUCCAACGCCUUCCCGGAGAGACAGGAGAUGAGGGCGGAGACGCUCUCGUAUCCCGAGGGCGCCGGGUGUAUGGUGGCAAGGUAAAGUUCUACCUGUAGGAGAAAGCCCUGACACCCGGCUGUAGAACCGUCAUAUGCCCUCGGGAGCGAGAGCCGAAUGCCACUGGGUUCCGGUGCUGAGAGAGGAGGACUGGCCGUUGGUGCUGGGAUGGUGUGAGAAGGCGUGGGCACCUCCCGAUUCAUCAACCGGCGCAGACUGUUGGACACCUCGUCCAUGGCGACCCCGAGUUGCCGGAUCAUGGCGUCCUGGUAAUUAAUCCGGUCCUCCAGGGAAUCGGGUAUCGCCGCUGUUCCUGCUGACUCCAUGGAGAUGGUGUGUUGUUCUGUCAUGAGGUGAGGUGUAUGUGUGGUGGAAGUCAGGCGCAGGACACCGAGGCUCAGUCCAACAGAGUUUACUCAGAAUUCCAAAAAGGACACGGUAAACUAACGACCUCAAACAAAAAGAGGCGAGCAUUUACGCACAUGCGUAAAACACUAAAAUAACAAACAAGAAACGUAACACGCAACACAAGACAGGCGAACAACAACACACAAUCCUACCAAGCAAAAAGACGGAACUUAUAGGACAGGUGAUGAAUACACAAUAGGACACAGGUGUGACAGACAGACAAAAGCAAACACACACAGAAACAUAGAUCGGUGGCAGCUAGUACUCCGGGGACGGCGACCGACGACGCCUGCUCGUACCAGGAGGGGGAGCAGCCUCGGCAGAAUCCGUGACAGUUAUAAAUUGAUUUGCAUUUUAAUGAGGGAAAUAAGUAUUUGACCCCCUCUCAAUCAGAAAGAUUUCUGGCUCCCAGGUGUCUUUUAUACAGGUAACGAGCUGAGAUUAGGAGCACACUCUUAAAGGGAGUGCUCCUAAUCUCAGCUUGUUACCUGUAUAAAAGACACCUGUCCACAGAAGCAAUCAAUCAGAUUCCAAACUCUCCACCAUGGCCAAGACCAAAGAGCUCUCCAAGGAUGUCAGGGACAAAAUUGUAGACCUACACAAGGCUAGAAUGGGCUACAAGACCAUCGCCAAGCAGCUUGGUGAGAAGGUGACAACAGUUGGUGCGAUUAUUCGCAAAUGGAAGAAACACAAAAGAACUGUCAAUCUCCCUCGGCCUGGGGCUCCAUGCAAGAUCUCACCUCGUGGAGUUGCAAUGAUCAUGAGAACGGUGAGGAAUCAGCCCAGAACUACACGGGAGGAUCUUGUCAAUGAUCUCAAGGCAGCUGGGACCAUAGUCCCCAAGAAAACAAUUGGUAACACACUACGCCGUGAAGGACUGAAAUCCUGCAGUGCCCGCAAUGUCCCCCUGCUCAAGAAAGCACAUAUACAGGCCCGUCUGAAGUUUGCCAAUGAACAUCUGAAUGAUUCAGAGGAGAACUGGGUGAAAGUGUAGUGGUCAGAUGAGACCAAAAUCGAGCUCUUUGCCAUCAACUCAACUCGCCGUGUUUGGAGGAGGAAGAAUGCUGCCUAUGACCCCAAGAACACCAUCCCCACCGUCAAACAUGGAGGUGGAAACAUUAUGCUUUGGGGGUGUUUUUCUGCUAAGGGGACAGGACAACUUCACCGCAUCAAAGGGACGAUGGACGGGGCCAUGUACCGUCAAAUCUUGGGUGAGAACCUCCUUCCCUCAGCCAAGGCAUUUAAAAUGGGUCGUGGAUGGAUAUUCCAGCAUGACAAUGACCCAAAACACACGGCCAAGGCAACAAAGCAGUAGCUCAAGAAGAAGCACAUUAAGGUCCUGGAGUGGCCUAGCCAGUCUCCAGACCUUAAUCCCAUAGAAAAUCUGUGGAGGGAGCUGAAGGUUCGAGUUGCCAAACGUCAGCCUCAAAACCUUAAUGACUUGGAGAUGAUCUGCAAAGAGGAGUGGGACAAAAUCCCUCCUGAGAUGUGUGCAAACCUGGUGGCAAACUACAAGAAACGUCUGACCUCUGUGAUUGCCAACAAGGGUUUUGCCACCAAGUACUAAGUCAUGUUUUGCAGAGGGGUCAAAUAUUAUUUCCCUCAUUUAAAAUGCAAAUCAAUUUAUAACAUUUUUGACAUGCAUCUUUCUGAAUUUUUUUGUUGUUAUUCUGUCUCUCACUGUUCAAAUAAACCUACCAUUAAAAUUAUAGACUGAUCAUGUCUUUGUCAGUGGGCAAACAUACAAAAUCAGCAGGGGAUCAAAUACUUUUUUCCCUCACUGUAUUCUGCCACUGUGUACUCUCUGUUUAGGGCCAAAUAGCAUUCCAUUUUGCUCUGCUUUACUUUUCGUCAGCCAUCAAGAUGAGUAGGCCUAACGAACAGUAUAGUACAAAGGUCGACCUAUUCUAUUCUGUGCAAUAAAUAAAUAUUCAAAAAAUAGUCUGGGACAGUUGUGGGAUGCGAUAGAUCCCAAAUUAAUACAACCACUAGCAUCAAAAACCUUUUUUACGCAAUGUGGCUGACUCAACAGAUCAGAACGUUUAGCUUAAAAUGUUGAUAAACUGUUAGGCUAUUUCUUCACAAUAAUAGGCGCAGCAAUGCGCACAUGGUAGUAGGCUAUAAGCGCGAAUGUUCCAUUAACGGAAAACACUAUUAUCAAAAGUGAACGCAAAUGCAAUUAUGCAUGUAAUGCUUUUAUUAUAAAGGUGCAUUUUUAUGGUGAAAAUAAUCUUCCCCAAACUUGAAACUCACGUGCUGCUUAUGUAUGCCAGUUAGGCUCUACACCCCUUGUAAAGUGUAUUAAUGUGCUUAAUUUUAAGAAGUUAUUUGGGUGCUCUAGUUGUGAUACAAACCUUAUUAAAACAUAUAGGCCUAUGGGCUCUUUUCUGGAUUUUGAUAAUUCAUGGAUAUCGGCCUAAUUCUGCUCUGGAUGCAUUAUUUGGUGUUUUACGUUGUACACGAAUGAUGUUUUUGCAGAAUUCUGCAUGCAGAGUCUGUUUGGUGUUUGUCCCAUUUUGUGAAUUCUUGGUUGGUGAGCGGACCCCAGACCUCACAACCAAAAAGGGCAAUGGGUUCUAUAACUGAUUCAAGUCUUUUUAGCCAGAUCCUAAUUGGAUGUUGAAUUUUAUGUUCCUUUUGAUGGCGUAGAAGGCCCUUCUUGCCUUGUCUCUCAGAUCAUUACCUGUGGUUCUGAUGUUUAGGCCAAGGUAGGUAUAGUUUUUUUGUGUGCUCUAGGGUAACGGUGUCUAGAUGGAAUUUGUAUUUGUGGUCCUGGCAACUGGAUCUUUGUUGGAACACCAUUAUUUUUGUCUUACUGAGAUUUAUUGUCAGGGCUUCGGCUGACAGAAUCUGUGCAGAAGAUCUAGGUGCUGCUGUAGGCCCUCCUUGGUUGGGGACAGAAGCACCAGAUCAUCAGUAGACAGUAGACUUCAAAUUCAUUGAUAUAUAGAUUGAAGAGGAUGGGUGGUCUGUAUAUUUUAUAAUAUCAUUUAGGAAGCGAUCAACACCACAGGCCUUUUUGGGUUGGAGGGUUUGUAGUUUGUCCUGUAGUUCAUUCAAUGUAAUUGGAGAAUCCAGUGGGUUCUGUUAGUCUUUUAAUAGCUGAUUCUAAGAUUUGUAAUUUAUCAUGUAUAUGUUUUUGCUGUUUGUUCUUUGUUAUCGAGCCAAAAAGAUUAGAGAAGUGGUGUAUCCAUACAUCUCCGUUUUGGAUAGAUAACUCUUCAUGUUGUUGUUUGUUUAGUGUGUUCCAAUUUUCCCCGAAAUGGUUAGAUUCUAUAGAUUCUUCAAUUACAUUGAGCUGAUUUCUGACGUGCUGUUCCUUCUUCUUCCGUAGUGUAUUUCUGUAUUGUUUUAGUGAUUCACCAUAGUGACAGCGUAGACUCAGGUUUUCUGGGUCUAUGUUUUUGGUUGGAUAGGUUUCUAAAUUUCUUUCUUAGGUUUUUGCAUUUUUCAACAAACCAUAUGUCAUUAUUUAAAAUUUUCUUAGGUUGUCUGCUUGAAUUUUUUAGAUUUGAUAAGGUCAAAUAUACAGUUUAGGCUUUCUACUACCAAGUUUACACCUUCACUAUUAAAGUGAAAUGUUUUGUCCAGGAAGUUGUCUAAAAGGGAUUGAAUUUGUUGUUGCCUAAUAGGUUUCUACACUACUUUCCUUCCACCUAUAGCAUUUCUUAAUAUUGUGCAGUUCCUUUGGCUUUGAUGCCUCAUGAGUAUUAUCUGUUCAAGUAGACUGUGAUUUUACUAUGAUCUGAUAGGGGUAUCAGUGGGCUGACUGAACGCUCUGACAAACUCUGGGUUGAGGAAGGUGAUAAAGUAAUCUACAGUACUACUGCCAAGGGAUGAGCUGUAGGUGUACCUACCAUAGAAGUCUCCUCGAAGCCUACCAUUGACUAUGUACAGACCCAGCGUGCGACAGAGUGCUCUCUCUGUCAAUUCAAAGGGCUUUAUUGGCAUGGGAAACAUAUAUGUUUACAUUGCCAAAGCAAAUGGAAUAGACAAUAAACAAAAGGUAAAUAACCAAGGGAAACAUUAGUAAACAUUACACUCACAAAAGUUUUAAACGAAUAUAGACAUUUCAAAUGUCUCUCUCUCUUUGUCCCUCUUCCCCAUAAUCACCUCACACAUCUGGGGCUUUCCACUGGGACGAGCUUCACACCUUGGCGCGCUCUGUGACAACCGGUACCGCUGGCCUGCCUGGCACUCACCGCCCAGCCCCUGUCCAAUCAACACCUGCACUCUCUCUCUCUCACUCCCUCUCCUUCUCUCUCUCCCUCCCUCUCUCUACUACACUCUCUGCCUGUGUAAUGGCUCCUUUCCUCCUCUCCACACCAUUUAUUUUUAGGAGAUGACACCUUGAGACUUUAUUAAUAUGAAUUUCUUCAUGCAAUGUCAUACAAACCUGUCUGGACCAAAUUAAUGAGAUAUGUACAUAAUUCAUAUUGAUUGAUAGAUGGUGUGUGUGGGGGGGGGGGGAUAGGGGUGGUGUAUUUAAUUCAGGAGGAAGGAGUCGUGUGUGUGUGUGUGUGGUAUUCCUGUUCAUGCGCCACUAACAUCCCUGAAGUAUCAGGCCUUUUCCCCUCUUAACGGGCCAAUUAUGUUACUGCUGCUAGUCAAUGCGGUGGCCACCCCCACACUCCUACCCUCUCCUCUCCUCUCCUCUCCUCAGGAAGGUCAAGCUGAUUGGCAGAGAUUAAUGGGCAGAUCUGGGCGAGAGAGGUGAGAGUGGGGGUCAAGCACCCACAGGCACUCUACCACCUCUCCACCUCGUCUCCAGACUGCUAGAGGCCAUUUAGCAAGAGGACUUUUAUACCAACAGGAUUAACCUUGGCUCUUCAUCCUCAGCAGUUACUUACUCUCUAGUGUUGUAGGAGAGACAGAAUUCUCUGUGCUAUUGUGUAAUUACCUUGUUGGUACAGUGUAAUACAUGAGGUAAUGCAAAUAAAAGAUGGUGAAAGGUCGGUUGAAAAGGAUAGUGAAAAGGUACCAAACUACUGGCUACUGACUGCUUAAUUAGAGGCUAGUUGAGUGUCUCUUGGGCCAAUCCUUCACAUGUAUCAUAGCAGCUCAGAGCUGAGUGUGCUGUGCAUACCACUCAGAGCAAAGACAGCCUCUCCUCCCCAUAGAGAGAGGCCAGAGCCACCAAGAUCCUUGACCUCCCCUCAGGCUCCUGCCCUGGAGCCCUAUAGUCUAAUGUUUCUAACCUGUCAGUCAGGUUGAGGGGACUCUGGCCACUGCUUAUGCUCCCCACUGCAGGCUCUCAGUGGAGCUAAUUGACCUGUUUGGCUCCUGUCUAGCCUGUGAGAGGGAGACCUCAGGAUAGGGUUUUGAAGCCCUCUCCUCUGGACUCUAAUCCGGUGGUGUGGAGACCCCUGUUGUGAGGCCCUCUCAACAGAUUAACCUCUUGGUGUGUCCUGAACUCUCACACUGCCAGCUCCCAUCCCACAGCCUAAAAUGAUGGUUUCCAUUUGCUUUGUACAAUUCUCAGAGGAUGAGAGGACUGCGUUCCAGUCCGCUGGAAGUUCCAGUUGACAGAAAAGGAAAUACUUGUUUUCACUCUGCUCUCCGUUAGAUGAACUCUGUCUUUGUGUUGUUCUGGUGGACUAAUAAUCCUAGUCCUUUGGCUAGUAUGAAUGAUAAUCCCAGAUGGAUGCGUAUGUCCCUCCCUGCUCUGUGUGGGGAGCAGUAUGUGUGAGUGAUGUUGUGCAAAAUAGAGGUCAGCGCUGGACUGAUUUCUUCAUCCCGCACCCGCCCGCUCCCGCUGGCUUUCUGUCCAACUCCCACAUGCUACCGCAAGAACUGGUCCCGAACCCAACCGCAGUCCCACAAUGUUAUUUUAGGUGUAUGUGAUGCAGCUCACUCGCCAGCCAUGGUCCCAGCAGUUGUGUGCCCUAUAGACAAUAUCAAAAUGCGCAAACAUAACCUAAGAAGUAGCCUAGGUUAAAUUACCAGAGAUUGUCACGUGGGCCAUUAUACACUGCAUGACCAAAAGUAUGUGGACACCUGCUCGUCGAACAUCUCAUUCCAAAAUCAUGAGCAUUAAUAUGGAGUUGGUCCCCCCUUUGCUGCUAUAACAGCCUCCACUCUUCUGGGAUGGCUUUCCACUGGAUGUUGGAACAUUGCUGCAGGGAUUUGCUUCCAUUCAGCCACAAGAGCAUUAGCGAAGUCGGGUAUGAAUGUUGCGCGACUAGGCCUGGCUCGCAGUCAGCGUUCCAAUUCAUCCCAAAGGUGUUAGAUGGGGUUGACGUCAGGGCUCUGUGCAGGCCAGUCAAGUUCUUCCACACCAAUCUUGACAAACCAUUUCUGUAUGGACCUCACUUUGUGCACAUGGGCAAUGUCAUGCUGAAACAGGAGGGGGCCUCCCCAAAGGGCCUCCCCAAACUGUUGCCACAAAUUUGGAAGCACAGAAUUGUCUAGAAUGUCAUUGUAUGCUGUAGCGUUAAGAUUUCCCUUCACUGGAACUAAGGGGCCUAGCCCGAACCAUGAACAACAGCCCCAGACCAUUAUUCCUCCCCUACCAAACUUUACAGUUUGCACUAUGCAUUGGGGCAAGUAGCGUUCUCUUGGCAUCCGCCAAACCCAGAUUAGUUUGUCGGACUGCCAGAUGGUGAAGCGUGAUUCAUCACUCCAGAGAACGUAUUUCCACUGCUCCAGAGUCCAAUGGCGGCAAGCUUUACACUACUCCAGCUUCAGCACUCGGCGGUCCCGUUCUGUGAGCUUGUGUAGCCUACCACAUCGUGGCUGAGCCGUUGUCGCUCCUAGACAUUUCCACUUCGCAAUAACAGCACUUACAGUUGACCAGGGCAGCUCUAGCAGGGCAGAAAUUUGAUGAACUGACUUGUUGGAAAGGUGGCAUCCUAUGACUGUGCCACUUCAGAAAGGCCAUUCUACUGCCAAUGUUUGUCUAUGGAGAUUGCAUGGCUGUGUGCACGAUUUUAUACACCUGUCAGCAACGGGUGUGGCUGAAAUAGCCAAAUCCACUAAUUGAAAGGGAUGUCUAAAUACUUUUGUACUUCUAGGCAAUGUAGUAAACUGUAGCCUAAUCAUAUUUAGGAAGUACAUUUCCUUGGAAAUAUAACUGCCAGUGAUUCUCCACCCAUGCAUAGGCUGUAUCCUACUCUAUUUUAAUUGAGACCACAUGCGCACCUGAUCUCGCACCUAUGGCUACUGAAUUUGAAGCAGCAAGAAUGAUGAGAGCGGACACUUACACUUUCAAACAUUUGGGAUUGCACUUCGACUAACGUUGGUUGAGUGUCCUCCACUUUCCAUUAUCAAUAUCUAUGUACAGACACUGUAGUAAACUAUAGCCUAUUCAUAUUUAAGUAAAUUUCCUUGGAAAGAUGACUGCCAGUGAUUCUCCACCCAUGCAUAGACAGUCUACUCUAUUUCAUUGAGACAUAUAUAUAUAUAUAUAUAUAUAUAUAUAUAUAAUAACUAGGCACACUUGAUCUCACACACCCAACUAGAGAGGAAGGCUACUGGUGUUGAAGCAGUGAACUGAGAGUGUGUGAAUAAUGCUACAAAGAUGUGUUUUUAAUACAAUAGGUAGGCUAACACAUACAAAGUAGAAAGAGGACAGUUUCCAAAUAAUCUGUGGGACAACAAAAAUAUUUUCAUCCCAAAGUUGUCUGUCUGAACGCCCGCUCCCACCCGCAGCAUGAAAAAUGCAGACCGCGCCGCAAUGAUCUCUGUCGGGACCUGCAGGUCCCGCGGGCAUACAGCCCUCUUGUACAAGGGUCAGGGGGCAGUGAGGCCUUCUGUCAGCAGGGUGCAAGGGGGCACAAAGAGAGAGGGGUGGCAGGCAGGCCUGCUCAGAAUGCCUCUCUCUGGAGAGAUUGAGGUGGGGGGGGGUUAAAAUGUGGAUGGGGGUGGGGGGGGGGGCACUGAGGUUCAAUAUAAGUCCCUCUGGACUGGGAGGGUGCAGAGAGAGACUGAGGAUGGAUCCCUCUGGAGGAAGAGGGAGAGAGAAGGGGUGUAGGGGUCCCGGGCCAGAGCAGCCUGCUAAUGAAGAGCCAUCUGAGGCCCUAUUCACCUUGAACAUGGCUCACUGCUGCUGCUACUACUCACUGCUGCUGCCUGACCUUGGCUUUGAUCCACAAAGGCGCUUGACCCUGGAUUCCCCCUUGGCCACCCUGCCAUCUGGACAUUACGCUCUCACACACACACACACACACACACACGCAUGCAUAUGCAUCAUGCGUUAACACAUGCACGCACACGUGCAGACACACACACGUGCACUAUUGUGUGUGUGCCGUCUGUUUCAGGGAACACAUAUUGGCUUGUUUAUAAGAGUGCCAGAGUUCUUAAUGUGUGGAGGCUACAUGCGAAUUGUACACACACACACACACCUCACCCAACAGGCACACACCGGCUUUAUCUGAGUUAUAAGUCACUGCCUUUUGUCCCAGUGAGCACCAUGGGGGCAGAGUUAGUGGAGGGGAGGGGUUGUUGUAGGGCAGGAGGACUAUUAUCUAUUAAAUGCCUACAUGUUGUUGCUAUUGUCAAGUGGAUUUGAAAUGUGAUUUUUUAGUCAUAACCAAGCCUUUGUGAUUUCUCCUUCUCUCACAGUUUCUUUUAAAGGCUGACCUGUUGUUGAGUGAGGUCAGAGCAUUAUUUUACAUUGCAGGUUGUUUCCAAACUCGUCUGACUGAAAAGAUUUGUCAGUUGCUCACACAGCGUUCUGACACGCUUCAGAGACAUGAUAUUCCCACUCCGCUCCUCUCCCUAAUGGGAACGGGCAGCUGCUUGGAACUUGGGGGAAUAUUGGGAGGUUCUUAGUGGUAGAACAUGCUUCUCUGGAAGCCUCUCAACCGCUCUUUUUUACUUUACAGUUCAACUGUGA
This is a messenger RNA of Coregonus sp. 'balchen', 47848 nucleotides long. Lineage: Eukaryota; Metazoa; Chordata; Actinopteri; Salmoniformes; Salmonidae. The record is from the annotation of a GenBank genome assembly.